GAUUUUGAUGUUUAUGUGACUGGAGUGUGCUUCCUGCAGCGAGGAGCUCAGGCCUACCUCAUUUUUGCCUGGCAGGUCAGCUGCUCUGUGUUUCAGUCUGAAGCCGUUGGCUGCUACUGAACCGUUUGGCUCUUUUCUCUACUAGCGAGCAAACCUACAAUCUAGACCCAACUGUCCAUCCAGCUCAUUUUUAAGGGGAUUUAUCAUCAUAUAUGCCCGUGUAUCCAAAACACAUCGGUCAUUGGGGAUUCCUAGCACCGGAUGGCCGGGUCUGCAGGCCGUUAUAACGCGUUUUCGAGGUUUAAUUAGAGCUAGAAAACAACGGUGGUGGAGGAGGAGGAGAUUCCAUAUUAGGAGCACAGAGGAGAAGGCACCCCCCUUGUGUGAUUUGGAGCUUUUGGUGAGUGUUUACCGCCUUUUUUCACUGUUAUUGCCAUUAUAAAUUAUACCUGAACGCGAAGUUAACACGUAUGGUUGUAUGUGCAAGGUUUGGGAGGGUUAUUGCGCUGUUUUAACCGUUUAUUUUAACAUUUUCUCUUGGGUGUGGGGGAUGGGCAGCGUCAGCGCGUGAGUAGGCGCGCGCGUACUGUGCAUGUGUUCGGAGGGCAGUUCUCGUGGUCGGUUUGUGUUUGUGUGCGCGCCCUUCCUUCCUGCAACUGAAGCUAGCUUUGAAAUAAACUCACUUAAGUAAUAUGUAGUUUCAACCACCUGAUUUGAAAUUGUUUUAAUGCGUUACUGGUAACAUGAAUCUCUGUGACUCAACUGUCUAACUUUUUAGCCAACUAUUUAAUUUAAUAAGUUUAGCUAAUAUAAAUUCUUAAAAAAAUUAUCAAAGGUGAAGCCUAAUUAUUUUUCUGGCUGUUUAAAUGCACUUUGUACCUGUUUUGAGACAAACUGUAAGUGCUUUCAUAGUAUUGCUAAAAAUUAAAAAACAAAUUUUAGAAUUAAAAAAAAAAAGCAUCUGUAGCUCCUGCAGCAUAAUCAGCACUAAAUCAUUUUAAUAAAGAUCUUGGAAUGUCUGAGGACAGUGUUGCUGUUGAUGAUCAUCCUUAAUUUUCAACAAAGAAUAGAUAAUGAGAUAUUCCCAUGGGUACUGUCCAUUAUUAUAUAAUAUUAUUUACUAUAUUCCAGUUGUACCAAUCUUAUUCAAAGGUUUCUAGAGUGCCUUGCAGCUGGUUACUCCAAAGCCAUAGGCCCUGUGGGGGAAGGGUGACAACACAUACACACACACACACACACACACACACACACACACACUCAUACACACACAUACACACACCCAAGAGGGCCACUUGCCAACCUUGUGGAGCUCAACUCAAUGACACGAUGUACCAGCCCUAGAUAAGGGAAAUGCGCUGAAUCUGGUUAGCCAGAGUCAGGAUUCACGGGCUAAUUGGGUUAUGGUAUUUUUAGCUGUGAAUUGGGAUUCACAUCAAAAUUCUUUAUGUUCAACAUCUUCUGUCACCAUUUACAUCCACACAAGCCUCUGCUAGUGCUGUAUGUUAUGCUCUGUUUUGUGGAACUUGCAUUGAAAGUAGGCUUUGUAAACAAUAAUGUAAGAUAAGGUGUCCUGGUGACAUACUGGAAGUCCUUGGAGUACAUUACUACUACACUGAAGUGCACAUAAAUUUUGGCCGUUUAUCUAAGGAAAUGAAAAGGCUGUUAAAGCAUUUCCUUAAAUUAUCUGAUCUGGCAAGUUCAAUAGUUUAGGUUUGAUAACUUCAGCAUAUUUUCCUUUAAACGCAUGCCAUGGUAAUUCUUUGUCUAUUUUUUUCUCCCUCUUUGAAUCAAGAUCACUGACUACCAUCCAGCUAUUACCUCUUGCACAGGUGCACAACGUGUGUGUGUGUCAGCUGCCUGUCAGACUUUGUGGUGCAUUCAAAAGCAACUUAUAAUAGUGGUGAGACAACACAUAUGUUGGCUUUCAUUUAAACUCAUACAUUGAAAAUGACUGUGCCUGUCAAGCAAGGUAUUCCUGCCAAAAAGUCUGGAAAGGUAUUCUGUGAACAAUAAUAUAAUUUCUGUUGGUCUGUUUUGCAGUUAUGGCUCUUUAAUUUUCCUUUUUUACCCCUUAACUAACCACGAAUUUUGAUGCAAUUCAAAAAAAAUUGUAUGUGGAUAAACAAGCGUAGCCUAGCUGAGCCGAAAGUCUGCCUUCUGUCAGGCAUGUGAAGCAGCAUUUCCUAAAUUCACAUCUGAUUUAGGUAUGGUUUUUUUUAGCACUUUUUUGGGCUCCAUUAUAGAUGACUGGCAUUGAGAUCAGGGUCACACCUGAACAACAAAUCAUGUUUGACAAGGGAGGUUUUGUUCCUGUAAGUUGGCUUCAUAAAGUCAUAAACUAAAUCAGAGGUAAUUGAGUGUCAGGGUUGCAGUUUCCAAUUUGAAGUGGAAACAGUUUCUUCAUCAGACUCUAAAAAUGUGCCUUUUUAAACUGACAACUCCAGUCUAAAAAUUUGAACAUAACUUUCAGAGAGGGAUAGGUUUGUAACAUGAACUCUUAUAGCACUCUAACAGAAAGCUGUUUUUUUUUUAUAUUUAACUUCCAGCUUAAGCUCAUGCCUUUCUUAUCCAUGGAUCUUACUUCAAAGUAAAGCUACCUGCGUAAGUCAUGCUGGUUUUUUGGUACAAGUCUAUGCAGAUCGUGAUCACUUCACAUGAGACACAAAAUGAGGUUUUCUGCCCAAGACGGUGACCAAAAAAAUGAGUUAUUAACCUUUAUAAACAUUGGCUAGCCUUAUUGUCAGCCAAUUUCAAAGCCUAAUUCAACAUAUCAACUAUAAUGGGUAAAAUGGGUUAUGGCUUUAAAAACAACUUCCCUGUCAUUGUUUUAGGCCUGAUUUUGAUGUUUGUUUUGUAGCAUUAAGCUACCACAAUGUUUUUUGUUGUUUCAAAUGCUCCUGUAAAAGGGUGUUUCUCACAUCUAGUUUACACACAAGUGGGUCAUAUUCAAAUACCAAUGUGCCCUGACUGAUAUCUAUCUCAAGAUCUAUUGUUCAGCUUAAUGAAUUCAUGUCACUGCCUCCAUAAGAAUUGCAAGAUCGUGGUUGGAUGAAUCUUUUCCUGAGAGGACAGUAUUUUGUUCAGUUCUUGAUGGCUAUAAAUGGAUUCAAGCUUGAUUUGGUUGAAUGUGGAGCCUUGCAAACACUUGAAAGAAAGACUUUAAUUCCCAAGUAACAAAAACGAAAGCCUAUGAAAUGAUAAAUGUUGUUAGACACAAACACUGAAUGACAGAAGACCAAUGCUGUUGUUGAAUUGUGAAGAUGUGUUUUUCCCCUGUCACAAUCUCUCUGUGACUCUCACAUAUGGUUGGCACAUGACUUUUAGGUAUUGUUGCAGUUGCUCUUUGAGAGUUAUUUCUGUAACACUCAGUUUAACGCUGUCUGCUCAGUAUUUUGAAAUGUGGAUUAAAUUUAUAAUAAAUCACAAACUCAUUACUCCAAAUGCCACAGAAAGGUAGCAAUAAUACAUGCUGUAGAUGUCCUGAUAACUAUGGACUCCACUAUGUUGUGGCUGGAGAAAAAUGUUUUGAUAUUGGGGACUGCUAAUGUUUGUAAUGCUGUGGUUUGGCAGUGUUUGGGUCAGGUGAAUGGAGAAUAAAUAAAUGAAGUUGUACAUUAGUUGUAUAUGGUUAAACUGGCAUAGAACACUCAUCAGGAGCAUUGCAUAAUCACAGGGUUUCCCCUACAUGCACUUGAACGUGGCGCAACGCCACGGCUAAAUAAAAGCCACCACUCAUUUAAUGUCACAGCUAAUUUAUCCCCACCCCCCCCAACCCCCAUUGACCCAUUUAAACCGGGACAGCAUGUACGCAUUUCAACCUUCCAAGCAGGGAGGGCGGAUGCGCAUUUCUACUCGGAAAGCCGGGUGCAUGUACGCAUGUCUACCCUUGAAGUGCAGAUACGUCAUUUUAUAACAUUCUGUAGUUUUUUAAUCAUUUCUGGAGUCGUGGCGAAUCAAAUCAUUAUACCUGUCUGCCUCUGAUAGGCUAAUAAACGAUUGGAUUCAUGCUCAGAUCUUGCUACGUGCUUCGUGAGUACAGUAAACAAUGACGGAGGCAGAGAGCAGUGUGAACAACCUCUUCAUAUUGAGUGCUUUGGCUCACACUAUCGGCGAUUUCUGUGAGUGUUGCAUGACUUUGGGUGAGCACAGACAUGAACACACCGUCAGCCACGUAUUUAUUCAUUUAUUUAUUUUUUAGUUAUUAGUGCUGCUUUUGUACUGGCACUAUUCUGGGGCAGCUGCAUACCCUUUCAACACUUUGUUUUUUAUAUUUACAUUUGUAUUGAAUAGACACUUCAUCAUGACUGCCACUUGUUUUACUGAAAGCAAAUAGUUUGUUAUUCUCCAGUGCAGAGUCUUUCCUUUUUAUUUAUACAGCCGCUUUAUUUCAUUUGAGUUUGUUUGUUCAAAGUUUUCAAAAAUGUGAUGAAGGUUCGGAAAAAUAAAAGAUAGUUAUCUUGAAAGCCACAUGUAUAAGCUCUCAAAUACUUUAAAAAUGUUGUUUCUAUCUGCUACAGAGGCCGAGAUAUCAGCUUUUUUGUAAAUCUCAACACUUCACUUUGGGUUAAUAAUAAGUUAUCUUCAGCAAACUCACUGCUGAUUUAUAACCUCCACUAAUUUGCGCAAUGCACACAUAAUAUAGCGUGUUUUGAUGCAAGAGUGAGCAACCAUGUACUAAAGAAGCAGUGUGAGCUUCUUUUAAGAAUUACAUACUUUAGAUUCAACAUCAAUAAAGGGGAAGCUCUAUUCUUGAGCUGUAAAGAUAAACUUUACAGUGUUUGAAGCCUUGACUGGCUGUAAUUAAGUUCUUGUACAUUUUACAAUCUGGGUAGCUGAUAACAUUGACUGGUAUUUGACUGCCACUGGCCAUGACUAAAUUUUCUAGCAGGCCUGUUGACCUCAACUUAGUCCCCUUAUAUUUUGGUGUCACAGCCAAGUUUACCUUACCGUUCCUGACAUCAGAUACAGAAACAGAGCAAUAAGGAAAAUCUAAUGUAUCUGUUUCUAUAAAGCGUCUAAUUUCUUAAGCUUCUUUCACUAAUUUGUUGUAUAAGGAAACUGACCAAAAAACAAACUAUAAUCUAAUGUAAACAGUGCUAACAAAGACAGUAAUUGUAACAGGACACAAGAAUCUAGUUAUUUUCAGAGCAGGCAGCUGAGUCAUGUUACGUACACAGGACACAUUGAUUAGUUGGCCUUAUUAAAUCACAGAGGAAGAGUGCUGGAGUAGUACAGUUAUGUAACCAUUGCUCGUCAGUGUUGUGAAUUGAAGAGGGAAAGACAAAAUGGACAAAGAAGUGGAGUGAGUGAAAAUGUCUUCCUCAGUUAGGUAAUGGCCUGACAUGAGCUGGAGAGAUGCACAAAUGUGGAGCAGUCAUUUGAAUACUUGAGUACACUACUUGGACUGAUAGAAGAAAUAAAAUACUGUGUUUUUGUAAUGGUGCUGUGUGAGGGGGAAGGGUGGCAGAAAUACUAUUAACACAUAUCUAUUUAAUCCUCUGCAGUACAGUAACUGCAGAGAGUACGGCCUCUCAAAUUAAAGUUAUGUCACAUCCUGCUGACACAUUUUUGUUGAAGACCACACAGUGGGUUGUUGAUGUGGUGUGUGAACUUUUUAAUUCUUGAUUAUUGUAUACUUCAUUUAAAUGUUUCAGCAUGUCCUUGACAGGCAGAACUAUCUUGUUUAUAUUGUGGACUUGAAGGAUCAUAAAGAUACCUUACAAUUGCCAGGGCUGCUUUACCAAUCAUAACUUAUGUACAUGCAGCAAGGCAGCUGUGGCUCAGGGGCAAGGUUGGUUGUCUUUUAAUGGGAACUUUGGGAGUUUAGCUACUAGCCAGUGGUAUUUGAGUGUUAUCAGUUAAUGCUGAUAGGUGCUCUUCAGAGCAGCGUCUGCCAUCAGUGUAUGAAUACAAUGUGAAUGGGUGAAUGUGACAGUUAAUGUAGAGGUGCUUUUAAUGGUCAGAAGUAGGGGUGUCCCAAUACAACUUUUUUAUGUCCGAUACGAUACUGAUAUUGUAGCCUUUAGUACUGGCUGAUACUGAUAUUGAUCUGAUAUUGCACAAAAUUGUGCAUGACAAAUUUUGCACUCAGCUGCAAUGUCUCUUUCAGACUUGAACAAAAAAUACUGCCACACAGUUGACAUCACUCCUACUCCUUGCUAUUUUAUUAGUUCCUCUGUAGAUACUGUCGUUGUGAUCAGGUAAGCUCUGCAUGCUGGAUCUGGGUGCUGCUAGAUAGAGGUGCUGGAGCAUAGUCUGGAAUGGACUGCUUGUAUCAGAGUGCUGAUAUCGGAGAUUUUAGAUGCAGGCCGAAAAUGUGAUAUUCGUUUCAUUGCUGAUAUAGGACCAAUAGACAAUAUCGAUAUCGUAUUGGAACACCCCUAGUCAGAAGACUAGAGAAACUGCUUGAUAAACACAGUCCAUUUCUUAUUUGUGUAUUGAGUUUGGAAAAGGUGAAAACUAAAGUGGGAUUAUUGAUAGAGUAAGAUGAGUAUUGCAACAUUUACUGGUGCUUUGCACAUGCAAACACAGAUAGCAUUAGCUGCCACUGCUUUAAAAGAGUUUUGUCUUUUCAGAAUUGUGUUACUACAAACUAUUACUAUGUUGACGUGUCCUAGGAUUGUUAGUAACAAAUUCAAAAUUUUAGGAUAUCAAAAUAUUGCUACACCCAGGGGUGUCGCUGGCCUAAAAGUCAAUGUACAGAAGUUGCGUGUCAAGGAUUGGGCCGGCAUAUGAUUCUGGCCUGCGGCGUCUUUUUAGCAUGUGAGUCUUUGCUUUCUUUUCCCAUUUCCUGCGGUGUCCACUGUCUUGUCUUCUCUUAAUGAAGGCAAUAAAGCCCCAAAAUACACAUUUGAAAUCACAAUAACAAGUCCAUGAUGCAAUAUUAUAUCGCAAUGUUAAAAAAUACCCCCACCAACAGCAACAACAACAAACGAAGAUUUGGAGAAAAGUGUCGUGUACAGCACUAAGCAGCUUUAAAAGUCAGCCAUCCAGGGUGAGUGAGAUCCACUGUGCUUUUUUGAGGCGUGCAAGUCUUGUCUGAAGCGCUCUGGAGGUCACGUUCAUUGUGUGGACAAACAGACAAAGCUUGCAGGUUUGGUGCUUUUUAGUUUAUCUGCUGAGAAUAAAUAACAUUGUAGGAAUAGUAAAGAUCUGUGUGCUCAAACAGGUUUGGAGGAGUAGAUAUUUGAGGCACUCUCUGUCUCUCUCUCUCUCUCUCUCUCUCUCUCUCUCUCUCUCACACACACACACACACACACACACACACACACACACACACACACACUCAUAGCCAUAUUUUGUUCACACUCAGGUCUCCUUACAUGCACACUGAGACCUGCUUAUACACACAUACUCAGUUGACAGCAGUCACAUUGUGUGUAUGUGUGCAGCAACCCCAGGGGUCAAGUUCAACAUUGUGAGGAAUGUGUCUGUGCAGGGCGGCCCCUCCCCCACUCUACCCACAAGGCUUUGAAGUUUACAAGCCUGCAGCGCCUUUCCCCCUCUGCUGCAGAGACCAAGGGUGAUUAUUUGUGCCCGUCUCCCGUCCCACCCUUAAGGUGGUCAUAUAAAUGAGGUUGUAUUUUGCAAGGCUUGUGAUGCCUUGUUUGUGAUAAUAUGUUAGUGACAAAAUGAUUUUGACUUUUGAAUAAAUUUUGUGAAUUUCCCAGUUUGGGAUCUAUCUGUCUGUCUGUCUGUCUGUCUGUUUGCUGAAAUGUGUAUUGUCUUUUUAACCAAUUUAGUGUGUUAUUUUAUGCCCCAUGUAUCUUAAUAAUCAUUUCCUGUUGUUUGUUUUUUUAUGACUGUGUGGUACAAACAUUAUCACAAAUUGCCCCUGUGGGAAUUGCAAUAAUCAAGAAUAGCAGCCUUCUGGAUUUAUCCAGAAUCUUGCAUUUUCUGACCCGAAGAGUUGACCUACAUUAAUAAUUGAUAUCCUUAAAAACACUUUAAAGGCAUGAGGAUGACAAGCUGUGUAGUGAUCCUAGGAGUAGUUUAGGACUUGUACAGGCUGAAAUUUUACAUAGUGUUUUUGUAGAGGUGAAAAUGAAUCUGAAGCACUUUAAAGUAAGACAUGACGUGUGUCCAGCAAGGACCACAGAGAAUACAGUAGGAUCUGGCUUUAAACAGCACUGUCUUUUGAACACAGUGAUCAGUAGCAGGGAACAAUGUUUUUUCUCUCUCUCUCUCUCUUUCUCUCUCUCUCUAUGCAUUGACGUGGUUAUCAGCAUGGUCUGUCUCUAUCAUUGAAACUUUCUUGUUAUCCAAAGUUAAUCUAAAUCAGGACUCUGUUAAAAAAAACCAAAACCAAAUCUAGUCGGUGAUGCUGCCCAACAUUCUGUGGCAGAAAUGAAUAACUGUCUGUUAUUAGGAAGGUUAAAAGUUUUUCCUUUAUUGUUGGGCUGAAUCACUUGGUUAUUGCAGUUUUGGCAUGCUCAUGAGCAAUGCGAUAUGUUGCAGGAUGUGUGAUGACAGUCAAAUGCCUCACAUGACUCUAAAUUUAAACUUGCACACAGCGCUGCUGCCUUAACAGGUUCAAAGAAUGGACUGCCUCUUUACAUUGUGGGAACACUGACAAUUGUCACCAACAGGACCAUUUAGGCCCGAUCCACAUGGAAAUUAAUUCAGGAUUAAAUGCUAAAGUUUUUAGUCAUGUCGGUGUUUCAUCCACUCAGAAACAGCGUUUUGGGUGACUGUAAAUGGUAAUUUUUGAAAACAGAUCCCAGAGUGCAUAAAUCCGUACACAACUACUGUUACGUCUCUGUGAGGACACCUAUGUGUCUGUAUGUUUCUUUACACUACUACGUCACACACAUAGACUGUAUAUAGAAUGGACGCCGUAUGCCUCCUCGCUGGAUGAAGCCACUCCGAGAACAGCACACUCUGGCGACGGGCUGCAGUAUAGGUCAUAAAUCCUGCCUCUGCUAGCAAUACUUAUGGGCUGUGGACAAACUUUACAAAGUAAUUACACAGAACAUUAAUCUUUUUCACCCUACUUGCGAUGUUGACAUGUAGUUACAGUAAAACUGGUUUGUGCUCAAGUCCUCUUUUUUUCUGUACAGCUUCAUUUUUAAAAGUUAUUAGGGGGUUCAAGGUUUCUAUGAUUGACACCUGAUACAGCCUAUGGGCAUACAAAGAUUGCGUAGCUCACCCGGGGGAUACGCUGUUUGAGCCGAGCGUCAUCGCAGCGAAUCUUGGCACCUCUCCCGCUGAAUGCGAACAAUGCUACUGCGCAAGUGGUGGAGUGCAUUCAAUGUGAUUGCGCGAUGUUGGUUUCAGGAAAUGGAGAGAAAACGCGAAAUUACUCUUUACUUACUUUUUGGCUUCAAAUCUGUAUACUGUCGGAUUUCGGAACCAAGUUGUCCAUAGUAUAUACUGUCUAUGGUUACACAGCUUUACUCUUUUAAGACGCCUGCACAGAACUGAACUGCAUACACCACAAAACCUUCAUACGCAUGCUCCGUACUCUUCUUCUGUCUUCUGGAGCAUUUCCGGGACAGUGUUACAUUGCUACUUGCUGGCUUGGCAAGCACACUUAAUUCUUUUCAGUGGUUUUCAGUGGAAGCAAUAUAUUGUUUUCAUCUCCGUAUGGACAGGACCUUAGUCUUAACUUUAAUGUCGACACCUUAAACACAUUAGAAGUGUAGUGUUGUAAAGUAUGCAAACAAAGAUAGUGAGAGCUUGGCUGAGAAGAAGUUACUGUUUCUGGGGGGCUGUCCUUGUGAAAUCAUAGCCACCCAAGUAUUUUUCCAACCAUUUACACAUUUUCCACUUUUGUUAGCUGUUUAUGACAGCAGUUUUUGAAAGAUAAACUAGUCUGCAUUUGCUCUUUGCACAUGUUUGUGUGUGAAUUCUGUAGCAAGCUGUACAGUGGUGAGUUUUGUUAACUGCUUUGACUUCAGUGUUAUGUCUCAUGUUGAAGGUGAACCUCUUGCUUGUUGCUGUAUAUUCUUUUCCACAGUGUCUUAGUUUUGCAAUGUUGAUAAUAACCUUACUGAUAGGUGGCUUACCUGACAACAAGUAAAAUGUUUUAAAAAUAGGAGUUAUGUUGUUAGGGCUACCAGUAUCUGGUAGGAUUUCAGCCUCUCCCGGGAAUAGAGACUUGAUGUUGCGGUCAAGUACAAAUGGAUUUAUCCACUGUGGGUUUUAGCAGUUACAAACUCAAAUGCAAUAUUGUAGCUGUAGGUUAUAAUUUUGUUCUUUGCCUGGCUAAAGACUACAUGCCACACACCAAUUCCCAUAACUCUUUAACUGUUCCGUCUUCUUCUAGAAAAUCAGACAUGAGAAUCGUUUUCACUCAUCUGCAUCAAAAAUGUAUGGGUCAUAAAGAUGUGUCCCAUUCACUAAUGGUAAUUUAGCAGCAUAAAUUAUUUUAAAGCUGGAGGAUAAACUGUCCUAGUACACUGACAUCAUCACUAGCUAACAUCGCAACUGCAAGAUAACUGAGGAUAGCCGCGACAAUUGCAGUCACGUUGCGCUUUUCCAAUGUGUUCAUGAACAAAUAACCCCUCUAUUGUUUUUCUCAAGUUUCAUCUCACAAUUCUGCCAGGCAAAGAACAAAAUUAUAACCUACAGCUACAAUAUUGCAUUUGAGUUUGUAACGGCUAAAACCCACAGGCUUCUAAAUGGCUGCACUCCAAUCCAGCAUGGCAGGUGGAUCAAAUACACAAGCAUUAUAAUCAAUGUGUGUGAUUCCACACAAUUCUGUCGUCACAGUGCAUCAAUUCAGUGCAUGAGCAGCAGUGGAAGUUGUGUGUGGCUAAAGAAUAAAAUAUUCGGUUAAUUUUCAACAUGAAAUAAAGUCAAUACUAGGGCUGUAACGAUACACUAAUCUUGCGAUACGAUACGAUACGAUAUAUUUGGCUCACGAUACGAUAUAUAUCACGAUAUUCCGCUCACGAUACGAUUCGAUACAAUUCGAUACACUUACAUCAUUUUCUGAAACAUUUGAAAGUGAAAGAGUGAUUUUGUUAACAUCUUGUGAGUGUUCCAUUGACUUGGAUUGAAUAUUAACAAUAUAUGGCUCUGACUGGCAACUUGCAAAUGCUGGACAAAAUGAAUCAAAGAUGUGAUGAGAACAUUAGUUUCAUUUAUUGAAACUCAGUGCAAAUAUUAGCUUUCAAGCUUAUAUACAAUACUGAACGUGAGGUAGCUAUUAAAAUUGUACCCAUCUCUUAGCAGACUAGCAUAAGGCCUGUAAACUCUGACCAACAAGUGAACACUAAACACAAAAACUCUCCACAUAACUGCAGACCAAGUGAUCUACAUUCUCUUCAGAUUUUUGUUCAGGAAUAGAAUCUAAUCAACGUGCUCUGGGAGAAGUGCACUUCUCUGAGCAGUGAUGAUAUCGCCGGCGGUGGAGAAAACCCUUUCUGAGGAGACACUAGUAGCAGGAAUGCAAAGGUGUCUCUUAGCAAGCUUUGACAAGAGUGGAUACUCAAACUGGUGCUCCUUCCACCAGACCAGUGGGUCUUCUUUCACUUCCAAGAGAUCUGCCUGCUUGUAGCGGGUCAUCUGCUCCUUGGCUUCAUCCUCUUGCUUAUUUGUCUUGGAUGGUGCUACACCACCUCCUCCAUAACAUUCACCAAGAAGGGCAGCCAGUGGACAAGAUGGCCUUGGAUUCCUGGGUCGAGGACCCUGACCUUCAAAUAAAUAAACAAUAAAAACAAAAACCCAUUAAAUAUGAAUAGUUAAGCACAUUCUAUAAGUCCUACACAGUGGUUCCAGACAACACAGUGCACUUCAUUGGAUAACGAUGGGUGAUACUGAUCUUGACUGUUCUCUCCCUUCUUGAAUAGCUCACCAUCAUCUACAGCCUCUUCUUCGGAUGACAUCCCCUCAUCAUCAGUUCUAGCGUUUUCUGUCCUUUCUUCCUUCACAUUCUACAUCAAAUGAAUCAACAUGAAAUGAAAUUCAUGAGCUUUUACUCCAAAAAACUUUUAAUUACUAUAUUUAAUAACUAUGCCAUUAAAAUUGUUAACAUAGUAUUUAUACUUUUUAAACUAUUUAAUAUUUAUCCAUUUUAAACUGUUAAUAGUAUUUUUGCUUUUUAAACAAUCAAAUAUGUACCCAUUUUAAACUGUUAACAUUGUAGGAUUUGCCUUUUAAACUUUGAACAAUGUAUUAUUUAGGCAUAUGCUUAGUUACUCUCUGGAUUGCCUUACCUCAGAUGGCUGCAUGCUCAGUCUUGCAGCCUGAACAAUCAGUUCAUCAUAAACUUCCUGUCUUUCGUCCUCAGUCAGGAAGGGAAGACUUUUGCAGAGAGAACGCUGCCUCCUCAGCUGCUACAGUCAUAUUCGCCGCGUUGUCAGUUACAAUCACUGGAUCCUUCUCCGUGAUUUCCCACUCAGCGAGGGCCUUUCGCAGAAGUUCUGCAAGGUUCUGUCCGGUGUGGCUCUCGGGCAUGUCCCUAGUUUGUAACACAUAGGUAACAAGCUCCCAUUCUUCGUUUAUAAAGUGGGCCGUGACGGUGACAUAUGCCUCUGUUGUUCGCGAGGUCCACCCGUCGCACGUCAGGGCAACUCUCUCCGCACUGGCCAGGGAGGCUUUGACGUGUGCCUUCGUCUCAGCGUACAACUUUGGCACACAAACAUUAGUGAGGUGUUGGCGGCUAACGAUAGGAUAGCGGGGCUCCAUCGCGUUCACCAUGCGUCUGAAGCCGGUGUUUUCCACCACCGAAUAAGGUCUCAAAUCCUGACGAAUAAAGUAGGCGAUGGACUCUGUAAUUUUUUGCGCCCUCGGCGAAGAUGCUGGGAACUUGUGGCACCAACUGCUGUCACUGCCCAGCGUGGUUUGUUUCGGGUCACGCGGCUCGCCCCGCAGCUUCUUGGGCUCAGUGUCAGGUAGCAUUACCUUGUCCGGGUGGUGAGGUUUUAAGUGGGCUCGCAGGUUGGUGGUAUUCCCAGAGUACUUCACAUUUGUGUGGCAAAGCUUACAAACCGCCAUAGUUUUGUCCAAAUUGUCGCUCUCCUGCUUGUUUUUGAAUCCAAAAUGCUCCCAUACAUCUGCUUUUAAGCAUGCAGGUGCUGGAUUUAUAUUCGCCGCCAUUCUCCUGAAUCUCUCAGCUCAAACCGGAUGAGAAAGGUGCCGGCGUUUGCGUAAUUAGACAUGCGCUACAGCGACACUAGCGGCUGGCGGACCUAAUUGCACAUCCUGCGCGUAUCGAUACUCGCGGCUGAAAAAUCGAUACUCUCUGGGGAAACAAAAUAUCGAUAUAUAUCGCAGAAUCGAUAAAAUCGCUCAGCACUAGUCAAUACAUUGAAAUGUUCUUCACUUGAUAAUAGGAGAGGCCAGGGUUGUGGGAUGUGGGUGUUUGUAUACACCGCCGUUUAUAUACACCGAUCGGCGGAUCUCAUAUAAUGUCUCACAGGGAAACACGUGAGAUCUUGUCCAGUCUCGUGGGAAAUAAUGGUAAUAUAGCAAGCGCUUCUUCUCUGGUUUGCGGUGGUGGAUCAGAUCCGAUGUGCGCUAUAUGCUUGUGUAUUUGAUCCACCUGCUGGUCUGGAGUGGAGCCAUUCCGAAUCCAGUGGAAUCCCCGGGUAAGGCACACACAUACACAUGAAGGUAUACAGUGGCUCUCUGGCUCCUAUUGCAAUGGUUCCAUGAGACAAAAAAAAUCGUUGCACAGAAUGAUUUUCUUGUAGCAUUUGUGACAUAUCUGUUGCACUUAAUAAAUGCAUUUGAUCACCAUUGUGAAGAAGUUUUGGAUGAACACUGAAAGAGAUUUAAAAAAUGAGAUAAAGAGGACACAAGACUACAUUUAAGUGGAUGUUACUAUUGUUACUUUUUAGCAGGUAUUUUUUUUUUCCUCAUACAACUCCCAGUGUCACUUUCUGGUCCUCUGUUUGACACGGUGUGUUGAAAGGCUGUUUUCUCUUGUAGUUGCAAUAAAAUUUAAGAGGUAUUUUUCAACUGAGGCCAUAUUUUCUCAGAUUUGUGUGUGCUUGACUGAUCAGUUUCUGAAACUGGUGCAGUAUUUAGGGAGAGCGGAGCAGCCACCAGCUGCCAAGGAAGCUACAGCAUAGUUUCACGGAGCAAUUUUGUGCUUUGGUUAUGGAGGACUGAUUCCUGUUUUUGUUGCUGUGCACUCUUUUGGAGAGUGAUCUCUAUUUAGUGAAGAACCCAAGUUUGUGCAAGUUUGAAGCUUUGAUGAGGGCAUGAUAAUGAAGCAGCUUUAUUUCUGUGUUAGCUCUGAUUCUCUGCCUCAUCAACACUUUAAGGGCCAAUAUUUACAAAACUUGCAUAUCAUUUCAUCAGGAAACACGUAUGUAAACUGCCUGUGGGGUGUAUUUAUGUUGUAAUGUGUAUUUUAAUUAGGAACAAUUUGAGUACAAAUACAACACAAAGGCUGUAAGGGUUACAGUCUAAAAUACAACAAUGGUGUUUUGUCCAACAGUUGAGUCAGAACAUGGCUUUAGAUUUUGGACCUCAGGUUUUGGCUCUCGGACACAGAAUAUAAACCACUGAGAUUUGUGUUUAUUUUUAACAGCUGAAAAUAGGACACUGCAAUAUUGAAGUUGGGCUGUUUGAUUGGUUCUUUCCUUCUUGAAUGGAUUAGAAUUUAUCUAGCAGGUAUUUGUUGAUUUCUUUGCCAAAGCUAAUGUCAGACCAACAGUUAUGGUAGCCUUCACAUUUGUGUCAAUGAUACCCUUGUGAAAUAUAGAAGCCAAGCAUUUGAACAGGUUGAGUAUGUUCCAUCAUAUUGAUGCAGAUGUCUAAUUCUAAAACUCUUUACAGUUAGUUACAAGUUACAACUCCUCCAUUUUUAUUUUGAUCUCUUUGUUGCUGUAGCUCACUCCAACACCCCAGCCUCCUCCGUAUGUGCUCUAAUUUCUAAUUUCUAUGAUUGUUCAUUUAGCUAGAAUCUACUGCCCAUGAGCUGAAGGCAUAAUCCUCUUGACAAAGUUCUUGUCACUGCUAUCACUCCUAUAGCCUUUUCUGCAAAAUCUGAAUGUAAUCCUUCUCUGGAAAUGGUGAGGUUCUUGAUGUAUGUGUCUCUGAAUGUCAAGAACUACGUUUUGUUAAAGGAAGCCUCUGUUUGCUUUCUGACCAUUAAAAAUCAUUGUUUACGACGAGUGUCUGUCCCUCUGUUGCUUAAAAGAGGGAAAAGGAGAGACACUGGGCAUUCCUCAGCUUCCAGGACAGGGCUGACCCACCAACACUGGAAUGCCUUUCUGAAGCUGCAAUAUGUUUGCACAUAAUUGAGUAAUGUAAUACCAAACUGGUUGUGUGGCCUUUGGCAGAGCUGCUUUUGUCCAACAUGUUUGAGUAUGCCACAAGGAUGUCCGUGAGUUUGUUUUGAGAUGUAAAUCUGAGAAUGAGGCUAAUUUUCCAAAUAACGAUUUUUUUUUUUCAAAUUAAAGGUGGGGUACGCAGGACUCUGUUAAAGAUGUAUCUUUUUUGUGGUGUAUAUACAGAAAACCUUUCAAUAUCAGUCAAUAGCUAUAAGUUAUUGGUGACAUUUGGUAAUAAGCCAUGUGCCGAUAUAAAAAAAUUUGAUAUCACGAUAUUGGUGGCCCAAAAUAUCACGAUUCACGAUAGUAGCACUAUAUUAGCGCAUUGCUUUUAACGUUAUUAAAAAUGGCAAAAAACUGCUAAAUCACUUCUCUGUGCACAGCAUGACACACACAAACAAUAUGAGCAAGAGGCAGCUAACGCAACGUUGGGAGCGUUCGCUGUUUGGAGCUAAAGUUAGCAGAAACAUCACGAACGUUGUCAAUAAUAAGCAGUAGAGUAGACCAAACUUGUCGCGGUCAUGUUGUUUUUACCUUGAUUUGGGCGAACGAUGCUGGAUGGUGUUCACAGAUGUGGGCACGUUGGUUUAAAGUGAUAGACAAAGGCGCUGCAACUUCCUUACGGCAUAACCUGCAGAUUGGUGUCAGGUUUACCUGCUCCGUCUGUUUUGUGAAGCCGUAAAAUGUCCAUACUGCAGACAAAACCUUUUUAUAUAUAUAUAUAUAUAUAACCUUUUAAUAGGAGGAUACAGCCGAGGCGUUUUGUCAUUCUUGGUCUCCGACUGUUCUUGGUCCGGUGUUAUGCCGUAGAAUGCACCCCUGACGGGAGCGCGGUUGAAAGUAAAUAAGGCGAAAUAAUCCAAGUUUUCCUUACCGUUGGAUAGAUUCAAAAGCGUGUGCCUUUAAUGAUUUCAUUCAGACUAUUCAGAUAAGCUGAAAAUAGGCCUGUCACGAUUACAAAUUUUGCUGGGCGAUAAUUGUGCUACAAAUUAUUGCCGAAAAACGAUAUUAUUGACACUGUUUUUUAAAUUAUAGAUAAUGAUAUUAAAUGGCAUAAUAAUGCGAGUACACCCUGUCAAAAGUGAUAAACUUUAAUUUCACCCACGACGAAGACGUAACGUUGACGAGCUAAACAUAAGUCGGAGAUGACUAAAAUGUGACGAGACGAAAGUGCGUUUACGUUGAUGGGACGAGACGAAAAUGACGAACAGAGUUGCAAAACUCAGUCAGUUAAACGCUAAACAUAUAGGAGCAGCUUCAGUCCGCUCUGACAGCUCUCAUCAGCCUGCUGUGCUCCUCCAACACACAGACACACACACGCGCGUGCGGGCACACACACGUGGAGUUUUGUGGUUGACGAAAACAAAACUGGUUUAAAGCCGAAAUAUUCCCACACUUGGGCUGUUGCGUUCGGUUUAGACACCAAAGCUGUCGUGUUCAUUCUGUUAGCUUGCUUUUCACUCACGACGCUCACUUGCAGCACUGUAUCCAAAAGUCUGUGUCCGUGUGCCUGUGCGCGCCUACGUGUACCUGUGCGCGCGCCCCCCCGUGACAAAGAUACUGAAUGACUGACAGGAGGGUUCACUAACUCCGUUCAUUCCGCGAUAGAGCCAACGCCCCCAGGUGCCGAGAACAAUGCGCAGAGUGAGACCUCUUCUCUCAUCCAGCGUGUUUGGUAGCGAGAGAGGAGGAAAACAAACGCAUGUCAAUUAUCGAGGCUGGCCAAAUUACCGACCUCGUUUUUAUUUACCGAGCGAUAAGGCGAUUUAUUGAUUAUCGCGACAGGCCUAGCUGAAAACAAUAGCCCUCUGAUUCGAAAUAUUUGCUGUCCCAAAAAUAUAAUGCUCUCUACCUUGACAGCUUACUGUACAGUUUAUGUACCAAAGUACAUCUCUAUAUAUGCAUUUUUGGGACACAUAAAAACAGAAUGAAAGUUUGCUGCUCCAUUUGACAUGUUGUCAUGAUCCAAUACUCGUGUUUUUCAAAAUAUCAGAUCAUAUCUCCUCAACUUUAAGAAGCUAAUGAGCGGAUGUGAUGCAUUCUACGGCAGGGGUGCAUUCUAAGGCACAGUUGGAAGUUGGUUGGAAGUUGGAACGUGCGUCAACUUUUUUAAAAUUCUUCAAACUGUGUCCAGUUCACAGAGUGGACGCGCUCCAACAGUGCUUUGGGGGGCCGCAAUGCAUUGUGGGUGGCUACGUAUUUUGUUGUACAAUUUCUUCAUUUUCUCUUUUAAUGUUCCCGUUUUUGUUAGGCUGGCAUUAAUGUACUUAAUUCGACAGUUUGUUUUGGAUAUGUGACUAUUUUUGUGGUGGUUUGUUUGUAUAUUUUGCUACAGAGGCUUUGGUACCGUUGAUAAGACUACAAGCGGGUUAGGUUAGUAAGUACUCGGGUUCACUUGCCUCCGCUGAUAGACGCUGCCACUCGUCUUUAAAUUAUAAUUGUGGAACGAUUAUUACAGUACCCUACGAUUUCAUCAUCGCGGCCGUUAAAUAUCGCAUAUCGUGAUCAAAUUGUAUAUUGGCACAUCCCUAUUGGUAAUAUAACGAUAUCGCUGUUUUUGUUAUGUCUGCAAUUUGUCUCACAGACAAAUUGCUCAAAUUUUUGAGCAGCCUGUUCUUUCUGAAUGUAAACAAAGCCGUUCUCCGACUCCCCCAACCUGAUUGGUUGUGAGGCAGACGCCGCUCCUCUCUGUCGUUCAUUAGCCCUAACAAAAAUUAGCGUGCUACAAUAUUGGACAGUAGUAACCAACCAGAAAGUAAGGGGAAAUUGUCUGAAUUCUACUUUGACCACGACUGCCAACACAAGCAAGAGAACUAAGUAAAUACCGGAGACUCUGUUGGAAUAACGGACGCUUAAAACGAAGGUAGUCCGGACAAGAGCUAAGAAGCUUGGUCAACAUAAAUGAAAUGAAGCAUAAACAAUGGGGGAUGCUUUUGGAUCUUACGGGCCCUGUAACCUUUCUGCUGGACAGGUAAACCACAAAGUAAGCCAAGUGUCUGUAACAGAAGUGUUUCUUGUCAAAUGGGACCUGCUGCGUGUUGUAGCGCCACAAAACUGUUAACCAUGAGUCCCGAGUAUGUCAUUUUAUGAUGGUUGUAGAAGUCCUGCAAACAUUGUGUUUACUGGUAGUCUGUUGGCAUCUACAGUAGCCAGGGCUUUUCAUUUCACAUUGACUGGGCCCCACUUGUAAUUAUCGUAAGUAUUUAUCUGCAUUAUGUCUGAAUUUAAUUGAAAUAAUACGAGCGAGCAGAAGUGUCUGUUUGUGGGCGGGGCUUGCUGGAGCAGAGAGGGAGGGGAAAGGAGGAGCUGAGGGGAAAACUGGUUAGGAGAGGGAAGUGUUUACAUUCAAGAUUUCCCUCAAAAACGGGAACUUACUCAGAUCCUACUUACCCCACCUUUAAGUGCUAAUAUGAACUCAGGUCUUUGAUAAUGAAAAAAUAAAAUGUUUGUCCAGUGAGAGUACACAGAAAAGUACAACAAACAUGGCAGCACCUGGGGAAGGACAUUAGGAAUGCAAGCAGGGCACAAAUGGGAUGGACAUGACACAUGAGGUUUGCAAGAAGUGCUACAUGAAAGUAGAAUACUGCGUCAAUAAGACAGACAUAAGGGAGAAAACAAAUGUUAAAUAAGUGAAGUACUUAAAAAUGGUAUAAAUCACAAUGUAUGGUAUUGCAAUAUUCACUGUGUUGUGAACAUAGACUAAAUAGAAUGGACAGAGUCUGCCUCCUUGCUGGGUGAAGCCACUCCGAGAACAGCACCCUCUGUUGAUGGGCUGCAGUAUAGGUCAUAAAUCCCACCUCCGCCAGCAAAGCUUAUAGAGCUGUGGACAAACUUUAGAAAUUUAUUACACAGAAUAUAAAUUUUUCUCCCCCCUGCUUGUGAUGUUGACAUGUAAUUAUUGUAAGACUGGUAUGUGCUCAAGUCCUCUUUUCUCUGUAAAGCUCCGUUUUUAAAAGUUAUUAGGGGGUUCAUGUUUGCUAUGAUUGACACCUGAUACAGCCUAUGGGCGUUCAGGGAUUGCGUAGCUCUCCCGGGGGAUGUGCUGUUUGAGCUGAGCAUCAUCACAGCGACUCUCUGCGACUGCGCGGCCGAAUGCGCGCAUUGCUACAGCGCAGCUCUGGUUUCAAGAAAUAAAGAAAAAUCCCAGAAAUACUGAGAGAUAUUUGGCUUCAAAUCCGUAUACAGAUGGUAGGCGGAACCAAGUUGUCCAUAGUAUAUACAGUCUAUGAUUGUGAAAUGUUAAAAAUCACAAUAAUAUCGAAUCAUGGCCUAAGUAUGGUGAUAAUAUCGUAUCAUGGGGCAACAAGUGAUUUCCACCCCUAGUGUUUGUGUAUCUCCAUGUGAAAUUGAUGUACCGUGGGAGAGUGGAACCUGUUGUUUUACCACAAGCUUUGUCAGUGCUUAUGUCAGAAGCACUGGUUGUGCAAAACUGUUGCCCCAAGUGGCCUCAGAGAUCCUGUGUGUUCAUAUCACUGAUUCUGCCAGUGCAGUGGUAGUUCCACUGAUAAGAGCAGAUAUGUCAACUGACCUGCUGUUAUCUUUGCACGCUUGCUACCUCUGUGCCUGAUGAAGUAAUCCUCCCUUUUUCACUCUCUGACAUUUCCAGCCUUAAUGAAUACCCUCCCAAUAGGGAUGUCAGUAGCUUCGUUUACAUGGAGCCAAAUAUUCCGAAUAGAAUCGGAAUAGAAGCCCAAUCGGAAUGAAAAUGCUCCAUAUAAACACCUCAUUCGGAAUAAACAGGCCCAUUCCGAAUGGAAUUUCAUUCCGAUUCACAGGGGUAGAAUAUUCCUUUUCCCAUUCCGAUUAAAAGCAAAAUCCUGUCAUGUAAACGGUGAAUCGGAAAGUUGUCAGGCUGGGUUCUGUCUGCGCAUGCUCUGUCCUGAUGUAAACAAGCAGUGACGUAUGACUCACAUGGUGGGACAUCAUGUGACAACAUCACGUGACAACAUCACGUGAUGUUUGAAGGUAUCACAUGUCUGUAAAUAGCUGUUCCGAUUGAAUGCCGUGGCACAUGUAAACACCAGAUCAGAAUAGAUCGCUUCCAUGUAAACAGUUCGCCUGGGAGCUUCAAUCGGAAUGAUUAUAAUCCGAAUGAGAAAAAAGUCUGCAUGUAAACGUGGCUAAUGGUUGACUGUUCAUGGGUUACGAACCAACAUUUUGUCCACUUGGUAGGUUGAUUUGCAUAGUGUAAAAAAAAAAGUGCACACUUUUCUAAUGACUUCUCUGGCAAACUGUCAAAGGAAAAAAUAAAAACUUAUAGUUUGAGUAUAUAGCUCAUGGGGAAAGUUUGUUGUGUUCUGGUCCAAAGUGUGAGGUAAUUGACAGGCUUAUCUCAGUCCUAACAAGAAGUCUUUAGUUUUAGACUUGAGGCAUUGUUUAUGUAGCUCACAAGAGAGAGAAGUCCCAGGUGUAUUGAAGUAAUGCCAAAUGUUCAUAGGGUGUUUUCGGUGCUCUGAUGUUCUGAUUUGCAUUGUUAUCAGGGAUAAGUGUGGCUCUGCACUGUAUAGAAAUAACACAGGCUUCAAUCUGGAACCUCUUGGCUUUGCUUGAACUUGUUUGAUAUGGGUAUGUACUAGUCGGGAUUACCAGCAAGCUUAAUAGUAUCAGGGGGUUUUCAUUAAAAAGGACACGUAAAGUUUCUUUUUGCACCUUUAUACCUUCAUUUGGAGGACAUGUUGAGAAAAUGGUCCAUAGUUUAGGUGAUGACAGGCUGUAAAGGGCCACAGGUUGAACUUGAGCCAGGACAGCCAGGGUCAAGGACUGUAGACUUUCUAUAUGGGGUGCAUGUCUUAACAACAAGGUCAAACUGGUGCCCCGAAAAAUGGCAUCUUCACAUGAUCUGAUCAUGAAAAGAAAGUUAAAGACACACACACAACAAUGAUGGGUACUGUUGAUACAGCAAAGCAUCAAGAUGUUUGUUUUUCCUGUGAAUGGAUGUCCUACCCCUCAUGUUUAUUUUAUUCAAUAGGUUAAAUUAGUCGUUUCUCUCCUUGACAUUCCUCUGAUCACACUGACCUCCACAGAGGUUGCUGUGUGGCUUGUGGGCUAGUGCCUUUAGCCAGAGAGCAGUGGUGGAGUGACAUAGAGAGAAGUGGAGGGAGCUAAUCCCUCGAUGUUUUUGUAUGAUUUUUCUCACUGAGUGCAGUACAAGGAACUACUGCAUUGGCCCAACUACAAAACAACCCUGAUUAAUUUGAAGUCGUAUGACUUAUGGACAGAAAACAGUUUGAAGACUAAAUCUUGAUUUUACAAAGGAAAUUAUCACUCUCCCUCUUCAUCUUUCAUCUGUUUGCCACUGUAACUGUGAGUCAAAAAGAAGCCCCAUUUUAUUUGUAUGCUUUUAAUACUGCCUUCUUGAGGGCAUUCUUUGCUCUGCAUCAGUAACACUGUGUCUGUUACAAUGACAAAGAGCGCAUGAGGGACAGUGAUGACAGUUGAUCGAUGAGUUUUUCUUCUAACCUUGUUUGUGGACUGACGGUGUGCUCCACACCUCUCAAGAAAGACUGUCACACAGAAAUGUCCCAAACAAGCUGGUGAUAAAAUCCAGAGAUGGAUGAAGGCUGGGGUCUUUGUACACAGACAACACCACAGGUCUGAAAAUACUAUGAAUCACAAUUGAGAAAAACUGGUCUACACCUCGUUUUAGGGAAAAUCCUGUCCAACAUAAUAAUGAUUGUUUGUUAGCAGAAUUUAGAAUAAAAUACCAUAACAGCUUCCAGUUAAGGGUGCUAAGGACUUCGAAUGUUGCCUGCUUGGUAUUGAAAUAGGCUAGUGUUGUUACUGGUAUCAUCGUAUAGUAAAAAAUUCUGGUCUAGUAAAAAUCCUCUGUUUCUUCUAAAUCUAAAUGGAAAUUUUGAACCAAACAGUUUUGACUCAUCGAGGUCAUUUACUUGGUUUCUUUUUCGAGUUUCAGUAAGUAAUGGGCUCUAUACACAGCUCCACUACUUCCUGAACUCAAGGCAGCUCCUUUAUUUUCUGUCUUACAUUAUUGGACAAACUGAUUAAUCCAGGUCAGACACACCCGGAUUAUUCAGUUUGUCCAAUAAUUUAAGACAGGAAAUAAAGAAACAGCCUUAAAGAUGGGGUAGGCAGGAUCUGAGGAAGUGCCGUUUUUGGGAGAAAUCUUGAAUGUAAACGCUAACCCUCCCAACCAGUUUUCCCCUCAGCUCCUCCUUUCCCCUCCCUCUUUGCUCCAGCAAGCCCCGCCCACAAACAGACGCUAAAUACUUAAGAUAAUUACAAAUGGGGCCCAGUUAGUGCUGGGCGAUAAAACGAUAACGAUAUAUAUCGAAAAUUAAUUUCCUCAAUAUCAAUAUAAAUCAUGGUCGAUAUGCUUUUACGAUAGUCGGCAUUAAAAAGGAGAGAAGGGCAUUCUCCAGAAUUAAGCUGGGUUUAGAGCGGCAAGGUGUGUGGUAUGUGUACCCAUUAAAAGACACGGAUACAGAUGUCCAGUUUAGUGGUUGAUUUAUUUGACUGUGGUUCUGAGAAUAAAGAUACAAAGCAACAAUCAGUACAGCUCACACCAUACAUAACAUGAACAUCGAGGAGCACGAGAUAGCAUUAGCCAUAUUCACGGUAAACAAUACAUUCACACAAUAUAGUGUCCAACUUGGACUGCACCAAGGAGCAGUGUCUGCCUCAUAAUCAAUCAGGUUGGGGAGGUGGGGAAUGGCUUUGUUUACAGUCAGAAAGAGCGGGCCGCUCAAAAGUUUUAAAAUGUUGACCACACAGACAUAACAAAACACAGCAACAUCGUUAUAUUACCAAAUGUCAUCAAUGACUAAUAGCUAUUUACCUUUUUAUUAAAAGCUUUUUAUACACCACAAAAAAAGAUGAAUCCUGCCUACCCCACCUUUAAGUUCAAGAAGUAGUGUAUUGGUGCAUAGAGCCCAUUUUAAAGUAUUGCAGCGGAAUUGAAAACAUGGUACUGUCACCCUUAUGUUGUGAUAAAUGUAUGGCAGCAACUAAUGAUUAUUGUUGGUGUUGAUUUUUUUUUUGAUUUAUAAUGAUCAGCUUUGUUAGCACCUAUUUUGGACUUAUGUUUGACCUAAAGUUGCUUAAAUCUUCACACAGUUAUAAAUGCUACUAUUGACAGGGGCUGAAAUGAAGUAUGCCAAAGCAGCUGUGCCUUUAAGUCACUGAUUACAGCUGUAAAGUACACAUAAACGUAAGUAAAGUAGCAUUUGCUAAGCAAGCUUCUUUCAUGAUUUUCUGACUAAAACACAAAUGUAUUAUGUACUUGCAUCAUAGACUGAUAGUAAUUAACAAAUGAGUAUGUGAUUUAAAAAUAACCAUGAGGUGUCAACGUUAUUUGUGAACUUAUCUCUCUGAGGUACACGAUGAUACAGCGGCUCCAGUGUGUCUGUGUUCAAGGUGUUUGCUCGCUGUUGUGCUACCAUGGAAUGAGAGUAGAGCUUCACAAAAAUUGCAUUUAACGUGUUCGCGGGUUUAUUUUCAGUGAAAUGUUCCCAAACUUUGGGUAAUUUGUGCGUCCUCUUCUCUGCUUCCUUGUGAGAUGUAAACAGUGAGCGAUACUGCCCCCAGGACUUCAUGUUGUGCAUUGCAGAUGAGCAUGCAGCAGACUGUGGGUUUUUACCCUAGACUUCCACCAGAUUCAUGUUUGGUCCAUGCCUGCUCCCUGCACAAACUCUUUUUAAAAGCUGGCAGCUUUGUUUUUGUUGUGUGUGAAUCUGCAGGGUGUUAACGUCAGGGUCUGGUGUGAGACCUAAGGAGAGUGGCAGAGAAAGUUAGAGAGGAUAUGUAAUUUUUCAUAUUUUAAAUUUAACAGUGAUUUCCAGGCUUGACUUAAAACCUUGCUUGAGCCUAAAUAGAGUGGAGUGGAGUGUAUAUGGCUUAAGGGGUGAUCCCAUCACCCAUGGAUGAUUGAAUCAAACACUGACAUCAUGAUUUGACUGGUCUGCUUCAUCCUGGGUUGUACUUUAGUUUAUCCCCAUCUCAGCAAGAUUAGUUUGAUGGAUAAUGUUGCUGCUAUGAUAAUCAAUAAUACGCACAAAUUUGCUGCUUUGCAAGUAUAACACAUCAUCAUUGUACUAAAGUUAUUGUAAAAUAUCUGGUUAUUUACUGAUGAAGUUUGUUGUUUUUUUUUGUCCUUUGUCUGUUUUAACGUGUAUUAAAUUACUCUUUUCUUUCUUUUUUGUCUAUUUGUCUAUUUGAUUUUUACUGUACAACAGCUUGGAUCAUUAACAUAUACAUCAUGUCAAUGUCGGGCAAUCCAACAACAGCAUCAGUGUUGAAAAGGCAAGCUGACUUUCUAUGGCAGUAUUUUGUAGGGUUUGCAGGUGUGCCACCUUUUACAUCGUGCACAUCUUUAUAUUUAGAUCUGUUUUCAACUUGGUCUGUUUUCUAGUUUAUCAAAUUGGAUCUUGUGUAACGUGUAGCAGAGCAUCAACAUUUCUUGUAAAGCUCAUGUUUGUGUGUACAUGUGCGCUCGUUGACAUGGUAACAGAUGAUGGCCAAGAUAUGAAUCACAGGUGUUUCUUGUUUCAUUUUCCAUCAAAGUAAUAAUUAUCUUGACGGCCUUGUGCUGCCUAGAAACCUCAUUCCUAGCAUGGCAGAGCUGUGUCCUCCAGCAAACACUGUACAACCUUCAGUAAUUCAGUGUUUCUGUGGCCACACCCAACUACUCUUGCUUUCUUUGUGGUAACACUAUCGCUCCCUUUGCUCAGCAGCUUCUGUAGAGAGAGAGACAGCAGAGCCAAGAGGAAGGGAAACUGAAGAAUCAAGGGAAAAAAUGACUGAAAGAAAAGAAGCACACAGGUAAUCAAGGUCAGGAAAAACAGGGAGGGGACGCAGUGAGUGGAGAGAAGAAGCCUGGAAAAAACAAUCUUAAGGUCGUUCAGUGAUUUCCAGGGCACCCGGCACUUAUCAGUAUUAUGCAAUCCAGCAACACUCUUGACGCAACCUUAAUCUGCAGUCUUAAUAAUUACCACUGGAUUGAACUGCGGCAGAGUUGAACUUUCUGGCUUCACAAAGGCAGCGCUGAUUGAAAUGUUUUUCUUGGAGCAUCCAGGUGAUGGUUUUACGAUGGUUGGCCAUAAAAAUGGGCUGCAGGCAUGCUUAAAUGGUUCACCUUCUGACGAGGUAAAAACAUUCAUAAAAGUCCUUAGUGAGUGUGAGUCACAUGGUCAGACAAAAGGUCCCUACAACCUCCUUUAUAGUUUAUUAGUUAUUCAGGUUUUUUCCUGGCUCAAAUUGAGGCAUCUGCAACGCUAAAAAUCAAAAACUUUACUCUGACACGGAGGAAACUUUUUUUUUUAAAUAAUCACUACAUGCUUGGAUGCAAAAAAAGAUAAGCAGUAUUUACCUGUUUGUACCAUCCGCCAGGGAAAAUCAGGACGCCGAUAGCACCAACUAGCGGGAAAAAACUGGAAAAAACACGAUUCGAUCUGUUUCUUCUUCGGUAGAUGCUUCAGGUCUUUCCGGUGCACUGCUGUGGAUAUAGCGCCUCUAUAGUGGUGCAACGCUGCAGCUGCAGUUAAAAUACGUAGCUGCCACAGAGGGACAUCAAUCGCUCAAUCAACACAGCUGGAGCUUUACGCUGUGUGGAGCGAUAUCAAUUGCUCUGGCUGGGGCGGCACAAAAUUAGGUGGAGGUGGCCGCCACGCAAUUUUGAACGCAGGAAGAACCCUGUUAUUAUAAUUUGUUGUGUCUAUUGUGUAGAGAUGCAGCCAUAGUAAAAUGAGGGACUUACAGACAGUUGUGUUUAAUAUCAGACAUGCUCUUCCUCAUUGACUGUCUGUAGUGAGCGAUAUAUUCAGCAGCAAAUCAAUAGUUCUUUUUUAUUCUCCAAUGAGAAUUUAGUCUUGUGUUUGAAAUCAUAAAUCACAGGCUUUUUACAGUGUUAGACACUGCCAACUAGUUUUUGAUGUUCAAAAACUUGCUUAGCUGAGACAUGAUAUUUCAUGGGCUGCAGACAGUGCUGAGAUUUAAAAAGACCAUGGAUCCAGAGGGCUACCUGCUGUGCAAACCAUGUGAUGAACCACAUUUAUUUCUCAUGCAAGAAAACAUAUGAGCCACCAUUCGUGUAUUCCUGAUAAAGCCACAUGUACAUUUGCAUGCCACAUCUGUCUCACUGUUUUGACUGUCUAAGCCUCGUAUAUAUGCUGGCAGAGCUCCUCAGAGACCAAAAUACUUUGGUUGUCUUUCAUCUUAUCUCUUUCCAAAGCCCCUCACUGAGUUUCCUUCCUCUACUUUGUUGCAGGUUCUGAGCUGAUGGUACAAGGCCCUGACUGAAUAUCCUGGUGGUGCAUACAGACUUACUACAGUGGUAAGUGGCUGUAAAUGGUUCCUCAUUGUUUCAACAUUGUUUAUGCAGGAAUGUUGAACUGACCCAAGACAUGGGAAUCUAUGGCAUCUGUAUCCCUCAGAAGAUGAGGUGACUCGUUUUGUAUGAACAGAGAAGUGUCGGAGUCAAACCAAAAUCAGCUUAUUUGUUGUCAGGGUCACUGCUUCCCCUAAUUUCCCAGAAACCUAAUUGCUUCCUUUGCUUCUCCAUGGUGUCUUCUUUUACUUAGAAGAACAUACACAUUUUGACAUAAAGGGGAGAUUUUUGAUGGUCAGAGAGUUUGAAAUCUGUAUGUGGUUUCUACAAGCAGGGCUCACACUCAACUUUUUCACAACGAACACGUGCUCCUAAGUUGAAAGAGUUAAAGCACACAGAGAACUUUAGGGGCACAAUGAAAAUUGAUCAAAUAAUGUGUCUUAUUGGUUGACAUAAGUACUAUUUGAAAUCAAUUUUAGGUAUUUUGGUCACAUGACGUCAAAGCUAUUAAAGAAAAUGUUCAAAAGUGAAGCUGCACGGUCCGCAGCAUUAGUGACCCCCCCGUAGCAUUUUCCAGAGAUUUUUUAUUCCUUUUUUCUUUUAUUUACGUAAAUUUUUGUCAUUUUCCAUGAUAUUCCAUAUUUAUAUUGAAUUCUGCUUUUAAUGUCCAAUUCCGUGAUUCCGUCCGCGAUCCUGUGAUCGCGGAUUUUAUAGGGUCCUACAUUAACCAGUAAUUUAUUGACGGUCCCUUAUUCAACACCCUACACUGACAGCGAGGGAGCCAAGUAGAUACUGCACUGUUGUUGCUAUUCCCGGUUGUAGAGAGUGAGAAGACACCGGUGGAUCCGCAGUGAAUCGUCCGUCAAAUAUCUAACCUAGAACUAACUUCACUGCAGUACUUAAAUGGAAAAAACAUUUGUUGCCUCGGCUGAUUUUUUUUUUAAUGCUCAUGUGCCCCGAAAUACAUUUUACAAUCUGCACACAUCUAUUUUUAGUCACAAAUGCAAGUGAAACGGUUGCACUGUCAAGCCCUGAUAAGAACAGUAGACAUUUACCUAAGAUUACCCUAUCUCUUCCCUACAAUACCAGUCCAAGAUGGGACCCUUAGAUGCUCUCUGUCACUGUCUUUCAUGUUUGUUAUGCUUGGAUGCCCAAGUUCUUCUUUUCGUAUGACUCACUGAGAUUUUUUCAUUUGGUUGUGUUGAAGCAAACCUCUGUGCUUUGACAGUCAUGCUCUUGAUGGCUCAAAUAUUUGCAGUCGGCUGUGUUACUGUCUGGUCGGCCCGAUCGGAGGGUUAUUUUUUCUUUCACUGUAAAGCACUCACAUUGAUUUGUUUAUUCCAAUCCUUGAGCUGUAACUCGCCACUCUAAAUGUCACUCACGCCACUCUUAUGUCAUCAAGUGUGUUAUUAGCAUGAGUAGGCUUGAAGCACUCCUACACCAUUCUCAUUUCCAUACCAGUCUGCACCAGAAACCAGAAACCGAGUUGUUAUUCAUGAAUACCAGGAAAUAAUGUUCUAUUGUGAUGAUAAUGUGUAACAGAUGGGUAAACCUAUUUUGGUAGAGAGAGCAGCUAUGUCAGAGAAGCAGCUUGGUCCCUGUGUUAGUGUGUGAUUUUCUUCCCCAUUGUUGGUUUGUGUGUCUGUACUGAGGACAGCGUGCAGCUCUGCCUGCUCUGGUGUUGUAAAGACGCUGUAUCUUGAGAAAUUGCUGACUUUGAAUCAGAGCUUUUCAGGCCAGGAGUUAAAGACAUACAAGACAUCCAAUUUGUUUGUGCCCUGCAGAAGUAUUUCACCCCCAACUCGUCUUUAAUUUUACUCUGCCUCCUUGUGUUGUUGCACGGUUGUAAAAUGUCUUUCAUGACCUCAGGAGUGAGACAGAAUGACAAGAAUAACUGAACACAUUGUAGUUUUUGGAGAGCACUGGCAUGUCAUCAGAUCUCUCCUGAAUUACAAAACGUCUUUCAGGAAACAUGGCUUCAGAGUAAAAGUCGUGUUUCUUUUUUUUUUUUUUUCAUUUAUUGAUGCAGUUGUGUGGAAACUGUGUUGCUCCCACAAGGCUGUUGUAUGACAGAGGAGAAGAAAGAAGUCUUUGUUUAAAAGGAUUCAGCCCACAGUAUUGAUUCAUUGCAGUAGCAGUUUGUGGAGAAAUUAGCUUCUAUGCUACGCCUCUUCCACUCUCUGCCCCUCAUUCUCAAAAUAUACCACAAAUAUUUGGGAUGCAUCUCCUCUUAAGUGUCCCACGGUGAGCCUAAAACUCCACACCUUAGCUUGUCCCUGGUUAAACUUGAUGCUUAAACUAUUUUUAGUCUGUGGCGGUGAUAGGAUCAGAGGAGUUUGAAGAGACAGAAAAUGAGAUAGUUAAAUACAGAUAUAGACUGGCUGAUGAAGUGUGAGAUUAGUCUUGAUACAGCACUCUUCUGAUUUGUCUACAACUCUGGUAGGGAUGCCGUUUCAUACGGUUUGGCACAGUCUCUGUUUACAGAAAGACAUUUAAAGCAUGAUUUAAACAAUUACAAUUAAAGUUAAAUUUAUCCUCAUUAAAGAAAUUAUUUGUCAAUUGUAGGUGUUGUGAUUGCCAACAAUUGCCAUAGGUCUGAUACUACAGAAGUGGGCCUCUUGUUAAGCUAAGAAGAAUGUGACACAGGCUGACCCUCUUUAUCAACAUCCUGCUUUACUGACUGAUUAAAAUUGAAUUUAUUGACUGUUCAACUGAAACUGGGGUGCAAAAUAUUAAUUUAAAAAUGCAUCUUCUUUUGUCAGUACUCUCAAGUAAAGACAACUCUUUUUAAGGCACUUCCAAACCAAUUUCUGAACUGCUACAGCAAACAGUAUCACUGCGUAGUUAAAGUAACCCAAGAAUGUGGGGUGCAGACCUGUGAGGGUACUGAGGUGUAGUUGUGAAGUUGACUAUAUGUGCACUUCCCUGCCACUGAACAUUGUCAUCAUUAUACCUGUGACAUUUCUCUCACCUGUCAACAUACGUGUGUACAUGAGAAAAAUGUGUACAUGAGCGGACGUAAAAAAAAAAAAAAAAAAGACAAACCCUUCCCAUUGUACAAAUGUAAGUGAUGGUGUGUUCAUCAUACGAUCUACAUUCUGGUACAUUUUGCCGACCAAUUUGAUACGCAAUAAGCCAACUGGUUCGGUAGAUGAUACCACCUACUGUAGCAGAGGUGGACAUGCUUCUGUUAAUGAUUUGGCUCUUGCUGGGUGCUAGUAAACCGAGACAAGGACAGAUGUCAGGUUAAAUUGCUUACUUGAGCUUGAACUGUAGCUCAGCUGUGUGUGUAAACGUACUGACUGAUGCAGCUACCUCUGCUGCACACAACCAUGCAAAUGUUUGCUAUCUGACUCUUGAACUUUGAACAUCACAAGUGUCUGAACCUCAUUAUAAAUAAAUAAUAUUGGAUUAUCUCACACACUUGAUGCCAGAGUAGCAGGAAUGAAUCAGUUUUGGCUCCAUUUCCACAAUUCCUGUUAUUCCAGACAUCUGCAACUCUGCUAUUCCACACCAAAGUUUAGGCUCUGCUUUGGAGUGUUUUUAUAGGAGAGAUAAGGUGCAUCCUUGUUGCACGAAAAAUUAGUUCAUAGCACUCUUUUUUUUUUUUUGUUUUGAAAUAUGUUUGACAUGCAAGAUUCAUGCUUGGCAAUAUCACUGAUUUGUCGAAAAAAAAGGUGUAACACUUUGAUGAGGAAGAGGGAUUUGAAGAAAAAUUUGUCCUGACCUUUUUAAGUACUUUAACUUGUGUUACUGAAUGGAUAUCAAAGGUGAAGAAAACCAGAAAAUGACUGAAAAGUACAGUGGUGGAUUUCUGCAUACUUUCCUCUGCAGUUGCACUGCGACUUACUCACAGCCACCUUGUUUUACAAAAGCAUUGUUAAGCCACCUUCCAGUUUAGAGGCCGGGCAGUCUUACUUGUUACUCUGGGGUAACCUUAUGAGUAUUGCUGAAAUGAAAUUUGGUUUGUUGCCUCCUUGGUGAAAGAAUUGGGAUGCUAGCAAGUAAGCACAGGGUACUUACACAGGCAACGGAGUUAGCCUCAUUUUUAUGUAACACAACACUCAAGUCUUACACCUCACUCCUACCUAUAAUGCCCCAAUAUUCCCAGGAGUCAAUCAUCUAGCUCAUAGUGUUUGCCUCCAGUAAUACCCUCAUUGCUUCAGUUUGUUGCUGAAAAAAGCUGCUACUCUUAAUAGUAUAGUAGCAGUAAUAGUCGAGUAUUUCAUAGUUGUAGGCCUGAAAUGCAGGGUAUGUGUUGUGUAAAAGCAGUGGCCCAGCCACCUGCAACUAGACAGGAUUGUAGUCCAGUUAAAUAGCCACUGUCGUAAUGUAAGAUACUCCUUUACCUGGAUGUGAAUGGCAAAGAUGUCAAAUUGCACCUCAUAGCUUAGUGUUGUCCAGCACUAUUUUUAUCUUGACAAUGGAGACAAAAGCCGUUCUGAGUAAACCGGCAUAUAACCAUGAGACUUAAAUGGAUAUUGUGGCGUAAAUUUAAGUUAUAGUCAAACACACUGCAACACUAAAUUAGACAACCCCUCAUGAUAUGAAUGUUGCUGACUGCUUGCUUCUCUAGUUAUACCAACUUAAGCAAUGACCAUGCGAUAGCAGUACACAGUGGUCUACGUCUCCACCUGAAACCUCAACCAAAGAGCCACUCAGCAGAAAAUUUUAUUUUUUCUUCAUGAAAAUGUAAUCAGACCGAGACGCUUAGGCAGAAGAACUACCGUGUCCGCAGUGCAGAAUGAUUAUUAUGAUGAUUAUUACUUCAAGGAAAUGAUCUGUUACACUCAGUGAUUGACUCGUCAGGGCUCCCCCACAAACAAGCGGCUGCUGGAGUAGAGUAGGUGAGUUUUGUUUGGUCUCUUUGCUAAAGAAAUCAGACAAAAGCUAAAAAGAUGUUUGGUGGCUAGUGCUAUGGCUGAAACCAUAUAUUUACUGUUGAUGAAGUUAUGUGCUGUUCUGAUCAUUAUUUGUGGAUAGAUAGUAGAGUGGCUUCUUGGUUGAGUAUGUGGCUCUCUGUAUUGCUAUUGUGUGGUUGUUACUAAAGUUCAUAUUACUGGAGAAGCAAGCAGUCGGCAAAAUUCAUCUAUCAAGGGGGUGUCUAACUCUGUGUUAUGGUGUGUUUGACCAUAACUUAAAUGUACGCUGUGAUAUCCCUUCAAGCAAUAAUGUGGGGAUGUGGAUUUUAACCUGUAAAGUUAAACAAUAUAAAAUAAAAUGGCAUAACUCAGCGGCUAAUGUGACUGCAUUCAACAUUUUGUUUACUGAGAAAUUUGUCACAUUUAGGGAAUCGGAAACUUUUUUGCUUCCAGGUUCAACAUAGGUCUGCAAAUUUGGCAUCAGUGCUUUAGCUUUAAGGCUUAGUUGCCACAGCAUCCAUACAUUCAACAUUUCCCUGAGUACAAGCUUACCUUGGAAUGAAUUCCAAUCAACAUUAUUUGCUCAGCGUUAACUACAAAUACAAGAGCUUUGAGUUUUAGUGCAGAAUAAAUCACCAAGGCUGUAUAAAGUGAAGUUACAGACACUAAUCUCUAAGGCAGAUUAGUGCUGGACGAUAAUUCGAUAACAAUAUAUAUCGAUCGAUAGACGUGUGGAGCGAUAGAAAAAAAACGGGUCGAUAAAAAGUUCGAUAGAAAAACACAGUUUCCCUUUCUUUUUCAUCAUAGCCUAUCAUGUAGCUUUUACUACAGUCAUUACUUCCUCCCAACCAAUCACAAACGCAGACCCAGGUACGCUACGGCACCAAGCCCAGCCCCUAUCAAACCACAACAGACAGCACGUGUAUUAGAAAUAAUGUAACAGCAAGGAGAAGCGGAGGAAAUUGUCCCGAAAAAAGGUUUCAGUUGUUCACCAACAUGGCAAUGUUUUGGUUUUUAGAAGUCUGACAAAAAGCAAACAGCGGUCGUUUGCAAAAUUUGCAGAGAAUUAGUAAAAACCAAGUCCGGUAACACAACCAACUUGUUUUACCAUCUAAACCGGUCGCACCCGCAGGAGUACGAGCUGUGUCGGCUGCGCCGCGGCUCCACGUCGUCGUCGGAGGAAUCCUCUGGAACCGCUGUUAGCACCAGCUCAAAGCAAGUGAAGCAGACCAAACUGGACUUUGUUUCUUGCCAAAAUACGACAAAGCGUCCAAGCGGCAUAAGGACAUCACCCAUGCAGUAACAUGCUCCAUAGCGAGGGACAUACUGCCAAUAACUACCGUUGAAAAGCCUGGCUUCGACCAGCUUCUAGCCACUCUCGACCCGCGAUAUGAAGUGCCCGGCCGCAAGUAUUUCUCAAACACAGCGCUUCAGGCAUGAAAAUGGGUCAGGGGUUGAAAAGGUGAGAAGGGUGCGGAGGAAAUACGCUCCGGUGUAGCUUCUUAAAGUGGAAGAAAAUGAGCUCAUAUUUUACAAAGACGCGAGUAUUUGGAUCAUGGCUACUAGCAGGGGGGGCAUUCGGCAGGGGUGCAUUCUACGACACAACACCGGCGUGGAUAAGUCCUGCUUCUCGUGCUUAGUUUGUUUAUUAAGUCAAUCACAUGAUAUUUAAAAAAAAUAAAUCUCCCGAUCCCGAUCUUCAGACACCAGGCUGUGGGCAGUUUCCCACACAGUUAAAACUGGUAGUAUGCUAUUCCCACCUAAAGCUUUUCUGUUUAUUUAUAUAUUUGUUUGUUUUGUUUAUUUUCAUCAAAAGACUAUUUAAAUAUUUAUUUAUCAGAUUUUCUGGUCACUUUAGUCUUUAUGUUUGUCAGUAUUUACUGACGUCACUCAGGCCACUUAAGUUGAUUUUUUUUUUUUAAGUUCUUUUUUAAAAAAACUUUCAGUUGUGGUAAAAAAAAAAAAGGUGGUUGAAUAAAGGUUUGAAUUUGAAUUCAGUGCUUGUGUGUUCUUUAUUAAAAGUAGGUCAUUAAGCAAUAGCAUAAAACAUCCAGGGCUGCAAUUAAAAUAUAUGUUAAAUAAUUAUAAUAAUUAUAUCGAUAAUUAUCGAUAUCGAUCAAUAUGAUUUAUUUUUUAUCGAUAUGCUUUUUUUCUAUAUCGUCCAGGCCUAAGGCAGAUACUCUUCUUAGUGUACGUCAUCUGCAAUCUUCACAGACAGACUCUGGACUGGAAUUUUGCUGCAACUUGAAGGGAUUGUAUAUUACCACAGGGCGAUCAUUUAUUGACCUCACACUGGAGGUUUCACCAUGUAGCACGUUCCCUUGUGCCAGUAGUCAUUGUGAUAUCUUAGACCACUGUGAGUUGCAAAACAAGCAGGAACCACUCCUCGUUUGUGAGACAUGCAAGAGAUUUGACCUUCUAAAGAGAUGCUUAAGUCACUGGGCUCCUGACUUUGGCAACUUCUUCUAAUCCAAGCUGUCGCUUCAACUCUCAGUGAGAUAACUUCCUCUGAUUCAGCGAGCCUCACUGCCUGCUGCAUUCACAUAGACACGAGCUGCCUAGAGCAGGUUUAACUGCACAUCAAACCGGGCUAGCUGGCAAAGCCUAUGUGCUACCAUCUGUUAGCAACCAGACAGAUAGCCUUCCUGACCUUACAUUGGCCAUUUGAGGCAGAGCCAGGCUUGCCAGUGCAAUCUGUCACUCUGAGAGACCAGUAACUCAGGAGAGGGGGAAGGGAGAGCCACAUGCAAUUCUGUAGUCAGUGCGCCUUACACAACUGCACAGUGUGAUUAAAGAAUCUAUAAUGUGUUUGUAGUGCUAUAAUUUAGAGCUAAAGCUUAAAUCCAUAAACAUUUCAACAACUUUUCGUAGUGAAAAAAAAAAAAAAAAAAUCACACCCUGACUUCUCUUAAGGACAUACUCAAAGAAAGAUGUGUUUCUUUGUGAGAAUUUGUGUCCCAGUUCUAGGGUCAAUAAAUUUAAUUUCAAUCAGUCAGUGAAGUAAGGUGUUCAUUCAAAGUAGCUUAUGUAGUAUACAGGUUGACUUUAUGUGCCAUAACAAGGGUACUACGUCUGUAAAUUGAAGGUUGUGCGAAUCAGCUUAAUAAGCUAUCAUCUAAGCUAUCAAUUGUCUGUGCCAUCUAUUUGAUGUAAAAACGGAAGAGCUUUAGUGUCCAUUUUCAUUAAAAUAAUACAGAUAGUUACAGCUCAUGUAGGGAGUUUUUUUUACAUUUAUGAAAUUCAUAUUUAUACAUUUCUGUGAUAUACCAAAGUAAGACCAUGUGCGACAAAGUAAAUAUUUUUACACUGUCGUUUUUAAUGCCGGAAACUGCUGUGAGGGGGUAGGUAUUGGCCAAGCUGUAUCGCAGCUAAGACAGUGCAACCAGAGCAUUGCAUAACCAGUACAGGGCUGUGGAUGUUAAACUGUAAGGAGAACCAUCUGAGACCCCAUCUUUAACGGUGUUAAAUCUGCUGAAUUUGACAUUUUCAAUGAGCGGGACUUUAGUAAUCUGUAGUUUUAGUUCAGAUUUACACUUUUUUUGGUUUUCUACAGGCUCAGUCUUCUACCUUACAAAGACUAGCUUAGAGCGGCAUCAUUUCAAAACGAUAAAAGUCUUCCCAUGGGUCUCUGUAGUCCUACAGAAAUCAUCAUGGUCCUUUCUUUAACAUCCACAUUAGUAAUUCUAAUGUUCUGUAACCAGUUUGUGAAAGCUGUGUAUUUCCCCACAAUGUAACCCGAACAGCCACACUGUUUUUAAUGGCUAAUGAGGGGGUAUCCACUGGUAUUUGUCAUUGUGCAGUUCCAUAUUUUCUACAUAUGCACAUCCUUUACAGAUUACAGCACUUGGUAUAUGAGCCAUGGUUUGCAGCAGGCUUUUGUUCUUGGCAUAGGGCGUAUUGUGUACUGGUUGUGGCAGCAGUUUAAGUGUGUGAGAGAGAGAAACAGAGAGGGGGGGGGAUGCAAAGUAUGAGCUCCAAAUCACCCCAUCCUCUAUUGGCUCAAUGUCUUACUGAAAAUAGACCUAAACAGUCAGGUCUCAGACAUAGCCUUAAAAUAGGAAUGAGCCCCAUUUCCACCUGCAGAGCUGACACAGUGCAGCAGCCAUCACAGCGUGGGUCCUCUUCAGGUAUCGAUGCAGCAAGUCUUCAAAGAACAUGAAACCAACACAGUGUGUGCUAUUGUCACAGAAUGAGAGGGAGAAAAGAAAACACCAUGCAGCAGAGAGACAGUGGCAGUUAGUCUGUUUCCCUUAGCUAGGGUUUCAGGGGAUGCACCUGCUAUUUAAAAAAAAAAAAAAAAUCCAGCCUGUGCCAAUUACAAGAUUUUCUGGUGUUUCUCAGUUUCAAAUAUGACUGCUAUGUUAUGACAAAUUUGCCAUUUCUUUCCUUACCUCAAGUCCAAAGAAAUAAUUAAUUUUGAUGUUUGAGUCUUUAAUUUUUGAAGCUGUGACUUAGUGAUACUUUUGUGAGCAGGGGUUCCAUAUUUAUCUGUGCACGUUAUUGAUCAGCCAAUAAGAUGUUUUAAGUCAUUUAACAGAUAUAUAAAAAAAUUGAAUGAUAAAUACAUAACAUUUCUGUAAUAAGUCAUUUUUAACAUUAACAGUAAAAUCAGACACAGGUUAUAAGAGGAAAAAAAUACAACAAUUAUUGAAAUGCCUGGAGAAUCUCACGACUAACUUGAGAGAAAAAAGAGAAAUCUUAAUUUUUUAGCCUUUUGUUGAGAGGAUGGCAUCGUGGAUGGGUCAGGAACCUAGGCCACCUGUGUGAGGUGAAACCACGGUAUAUGGGGUGUGGGCUGAGACUGCUCCUCUAGGAUGUCCCUGUCAUAGAUAUACUUGAAAAACAAACAAACAAACAAACAGAAACCCUCUUUCAUUUGCUCACAUUAGGGACUCACCAAAAUACAAUCAGACUGGUUUCGGGCUGGAUUCACCCCUUUUCAACCAAAUCCCACAAAGUUGGAUGUAUUGAUGGCUUAGACGAUCAUCAUGCUGGAUUUUCCUGUGAUGUGAGGUAUAGCAACCUGGUUGUUGGAGAUUGUGGCUCCACUGAAUUGAAAUUAUAGAUAUUAUACCUGUCCGAUAUCUAUGAUAAGAGAUCUUGUUGUGUGGGUCAGCAAACAGCCGAUAAUGCACUGCGAAUUAUCAGGUGGAAUGAAAUUAUAUAUGAUAUAUGAUGGGCAAUCAUAAAGCAGGCAGACCAGUGAAGGAAAAAUGACAAGUCCAGUGUUCCAUGUUUUUGCACUUGUAAACAGAAAGCAUAGAGUUACAGAGAUGUAAGAAAUGAAGGACCUACUCAUUGUUUUGUCAUGGUAACACAAGUGUCCUUUAAAUCGUCGCAGUUUGAAAAUCAUUCCAUAGCUGCCAUGUUUGACUACCCAAAAGUCAAGUUCUGCAAGAGAUUUUUCUGAAAUUUCCAGCUUUAAGCAUCAGGAUUGUGUUUAUUGAUUAUUGGUAUCAAUCUGUCCAUGUCCCCUGAUAGGAAUUCAGGAGUAAAUGCAAAAGUUUUUUUGUCGUAUUGGCGAAAACAAUGUUGUGGGUGACUUUAAACGGUACUUUUUAAAAACAGGUUAAAUCUGUUAACGACUACCAUUUCAUCUCUGUGUCUCUUAAAAUUCUUUUUUUACACAUAGCAUAACUCUUUUGUGGCACCUGCAUGUGUACGGCCAAAACAACCUUAAUACGCAUGCUCUGUACUCUUCCUCUGUCUUUUGUGCAUUUCCUGUGCAGCGUUACAGCGCCACUUACUGGCAUAUGCACUACAUCGUUUUCAGUGGUUUCGUUUUUUUUUUUUUUUUGCGUUUUGAUAGAAAAACGUUUUAUUUUUAAAGUGAAGUUUGUCACUGAAUAAAAAAUUGAAAUUGAAAUCUAAAAUCGGGUUUUCAGGGAAAAAAAAUUGGGUUUUUAUUUUUGGCCAAAAUCGUGCAGCCCUAAUGUCACGUGAGGGACCUCUCACAUUUCCAGCCUUUAUUGAGACUUAGGAAACCUUUAAAUGUGGAACAGGCCUUAGUCUUUAAUCAGUAAUUGGACAUACCCAUGGAUGGCUGGAGAAUUGUGAAAGCUGAAUUCAUGGCUCUAAAUAGGCAGGAUGGUCAGAUGUUUGCUUUGGCUUAUAUGAUUUGUGUCUGUACUGCUCUAUAAAGUUGACAUGGCUAAAUUUAUAGUCAGAUGUGUGUGCGUGCGUGUGUGUGUGGGCGCGCACUGUGCAGUGUUUUAUUCAGAGGACAUGCAGAUGUAAAUGUAGUACAGGCUCUGGUAGUGAAAACCAACAUCACUCCUCCACCACACUUGAAAGAAAAACAAAUUGCGCUGCUCCAGUUUGGCUUUGAGCGGUGCAUGCACAUCAUAGCAACAAUGAGGCUGGGAGAAGGCUUGAUUGAUGUGUAGUUAAAUGUGUUGUGACAGGAAGUUGAAUGUUGCAGCAUAUUGAACAGGUGUCAUUUUAUUUUUAUCUCACUUCUUUGAGAGAGCUAAAGCCUUGUGAUUGGAUCUUUCAUUAGGCUGUGUUUGACUUAAUGAAUUAUUUAUGCUUGCUGAUAACCUGGGGCAAAUAUGAUUUACUUAGCAAUAUUGAUUUCAUAUUGUGACGGACAGAACCUGGCUGCCUCUCAUCAAUGUGAAUUCAUGUCAUGGUUGGCAAACAGGUUAGGUACUGUAUAUAUCUAAUUGCCAUGUCCUGAUUUUCUUCUGCCCUAACCCCCACACCCCACCCCCCUCAUUGAGCUGUGACUUGAUUUAAGAUUUACGGCAAAGGCCAGUUUGCAACUGACAGGACUCACAAGGGGAUGAAGACAGAGAGGGAGGGAGAGAGGGGGAGGGGGAAAAGGGAUGAAAUGCAGAGACAGAGAUUCCCUUCUCUUCACCCAUCCCCCCUCUGUUCCCUUACACUGUCAACACAGAUGAUCCUGCCUGCAAACGCUGGCUCAACAGUGCCACUGCAGUGGGAUGUUGGUGGUGGGAACUGCAACUUUGUGUUUACAAACCUUGGCUGUCCUGUCCUCCAGGGCACUGCAGCUGUCAGAUGGGAUUUGAGCAGAGGGGUCUGGUGAUUUGGGCAGGUUUUUUAUUUCAACCAAAUACAACAGCAGGGCAAUUUACUUUUAACCCUUUCUCCUGUCUUGUUUUCAACUGUACACUGCUGAUUUGUGCAAGCUGCUAUUGUGUGGUAGAGAAAAUAAGAAGAUAUAUGAAUUCCUGAGUCCUGCUGCUCAAAUUAAAAAAAAUCUCCCACACCUUAAGAUAAAAAAAAUUAAAACAGCAGUAAAAUACUGAAGCUUCAUACAGUAGCUUCUUCAUGUAUGCUGGAAAAUUGGGGACAUGUUUGCCUUUAAAAAAGCUGUACAGAUUGCAGACCAAGUGUCGGAAUACUCUAUGAUUUCACGCUGGUUUAUACUAAUUCAAGGUCAAAUUCAGAAGAAAUCUAAAUAGUGAGUAAGGUUGUGUUACUGCUUAAAUCUUUCCAAACAAGGAGCUUCAUCAGUCUUUUUUUUAUAGUCUCACUCAUGUGGUGAAUCAGUCUUGAACCCUAUUUCUUUUCCUUUUUCUCUUAUGUUGACAGCAACAGGUAUUGUGUGAGAGUGCUGCCAAAGCACAGGUGACCUCCACUCAACACUGGGCCUGAUAGCAUCUAGUAUAAACCUGAUUGGAGGACUAAUGCAGCUGCUGCUCAUCCAUGCAAACAUCUGCACCGUUUGAAGAGAAGGUUUACCUGCUAGUGGGUCACCUGAUAGAACUGUCCCUCCCACCCUUGUGCUUGUUAACUUACAUUCCCAAAACAUGUGAAACUCACAGACAUAGGAGAUUAAACACGAAACAAAGUUUUUUUUGUUGCAUUUAUCAAUUUUUUUUUCUAUGAUUUAAUUGUUUUAUGUUAAGAUUUGGGACUGGGCGAUUUUGCAAAAAAAAAAGAUCACAAUAUAUUUUGUCAUAUCGUCCAAGCUCGAUUGUCACGUUUUUUUUUUCCCUCUCUUUUUAAACUGUCAAAUUUAAUGCAUCUGUACUAAAAACUGAAGAAACUAGAGAUUGGGUUAACAUUUUAUUACCAUACAAAGUAAAUAAAAAGGCAAAUUAAAUAAGAUAUACAUAGAAAAAUAUAAAAACCAUUUUUACUCAACAACACAACAAAUGUAGAUAAUUGUUAAAUUACAAAGUGACUUACUUAACAGUCCUGAGUGUUUUGCAGUACCAAGACCCAAAAUAAUCAAAUCGCCCCCCCAGGAAUAAUGAAGACACCUUUAAGUGUGAACAUUAGAUGAUGUAAAUGUAGAUGAUAAGAUUGUUGUAGCUAGACUGCUAAUGCUACUUAUGCUGCCCGCAGUAACAGGCUGUGAAGACUCUGCUCGCAUUUUCAUACUUUCCUCAUAACUACUUGGGAAAUACUUCUUAGAAUAAUUAAACAGAUCUGUUGUUUUGCCGGUUUUUGAGGGCACCGACCACCGAGAAACCUUGCUUCAUUGCUUCAUUGCUUGACGUCACUUUGGAGAUACCCGAACCAACGCCACACAACCGACGUUGAAUAACUUCCUUUCUCAACAAUAACAUCUUUGCAGGAUGACUUAAAGUCAUGGCUGACAUCUUUUUUUGCUGCCCUCAGCUCUGCGUUUAGCUCCAUGUUAGUUCAUUCUAUCUCUUCUCCUGUUUACUUCUCUGGCAACUUACAGAAGUGAGAAGGAAAAGCUUGACUCUGAUUGGCUGUUGAUACACAUUUCUGCCAUGUUUGAUCAAGUAAAUGAGCUCACAGCUGAUCACUGUGAUUGAACUGAAAUUUAUCAUUAUCAUAUAAUUGCCCAGUUCUAUUAAGAACAAGGUUUAACACCAGAAGUUGAUAUAAUUUUGUUGUGUUCAUUUAAUUGCAGAUAUUAAGAUAAGUUUAGUGGUUAUGCAGGCGUGUCAUCAUCUGUAAAUAUGUCAUUUUAUCUUGUGCCCUUUUAGAUGAAUGUGUGAUCACCUUUCUCCAUAUGCGCAUGUAAUAACACCUGUCAAAUGGGAGGAUGCUUGGCACUGGAGUAAAUCAGCUGUUGCCUUAAGUGGAAUUUAAUUUGUAACAACAGACCUAUUCAAAUGAAUAAUCAAUGUGUGGAGUCAGUAUUUAUUCAGUGGUUGAGCUCGAGUGUCCCUUCUGUAUGGAGUUAUGUUUGAAUAGUGUUUGGUCUGUUUUUGUUGUGCCUUAAAAUGAACAGAGCUAUGUUUUCCAAACAGUGAAAUUUCAGUGCAUUGAACACGAAGAGGGUAAUCUGAGGAUCGAUAAAAUAACCAGUGUAAUCUCUUUUUAAAACUGGCAUAGUGACAGGAAAAGAUGUAGUUAAAUGAACUAAUAACUCAUGAAUAAAUGAAAUAAUUGAACACCUGCUGUUGUGUUUCCAACAGCAGCCUCUGUAGGUUUCUGUCAAACAGACUUACUACUAAGUGCAGGGGUGUGGCAAGUUUGGAAGUUAAUAGCAGUGUUUGCAGUGUCGUAAAUUGGAAGUGAAAGCAGCCCUACAGCUGUUCAUGAUUUAAUAAUAGGUUUAAUUUAGAGUACAGUAUGUGUGCAGUGCCAGUCUUAAAGAGUGGUAGUACAAAUUCAGAACAUCACAGUUUUACUGCUUUGAUAGUCUUUUCUUUUCAGUAUUCUUUAACGUUUUUGAGUCACUUCUAAACCAAGCUCCUUAUCUAAGGUUGUCUGCUAAGGUUGUCAGCACUAAGUGUCUAUUGUCCACUCAGUGCUGACUCUGGUCUCUAUGGAAAACUCAGAGACUACCAGGGACCAAGGUCAGUAACAGAUAUAACCAUUGCUAAGGCAACAAAGCAGAGAACAAUAUUACAUCCUUUUCUUUUAUUCUAGCUCCACAGUUGUUGCCUGUCUCCUGUGGCAUAUCCAGGUCUCCAAUGAGCUCUGACAUGACCGUUAUCUGGAGGUGAUGUAACUGGGUCGAAGUCUGUUGCUGUGUUUGACGGUUUUGUUGCAUUGACUAUGCAGGAUUAGCAAAAAUGUCAACCAAGCAGACACAUUGCUGCUCCAUUACUUGACAGGAGCUUUGCAUACAGUGUAACUGUAUCCUGUUUGCUGUUGCAGUGAGAAGUUCCCCUCAGGUCAUAAUCAAAGAGGCAUGUCAGCUUAUGUUUGACCCUAAUUACAUCCAGGAAGUACAUAAAAAAACAACACUGCGUUAGAUCUACAAAUACCUAUUGUGUGUGCACAGUCUUACCCUCACUACGUACUUCCUGCCCCCCUGCUUGGUUGGACAUUCUGCAGUGUUAAGGCCACAGGUCAUGUUAAAUGUCUUGCUGUUUCGUUGACAAAAAUGUAACAUUCUGGGAAAUGAAAUGCAACCUAGAGCUCACAGUACCCAGGAGGGUGUUUUAUCCACUUAAAGGUCAUUAAAUGCACAGAAACUCUGGUUCUCCAGAGAGAGGGGCCUGCAGAAACGGAGCUCCAGGCAUUACACGGCUGAUUAUUCUCAGGGGAAAUGGGCUUUGAACCUUUGGUCCUUCUUUGGGGAAUGGACUCUGUGGCUCCCAGUCAGCUUCUGCUGUUGUGAUUCCCAACGUUUCUGCUUCAUAAAACCACAGAGGAAAAACAUUGUUAGACUCAAGAUACCAUUGACGUGCAUUCCCAAAUCAAGAUGCAGUAGAGCUGUUACGGCGAGUUACUUAGGCAGGGCUUGACAGUGCAACCAUUUCACUCACAUUUGCGACUACAAAUAGAUGUGUGUGAAUUUUUUAAAUGUGUUUAGGGGCACACAUGCGCUUAAAAAAACCCCAAAUGUUUUUUCAUGUAAAUACCGCAGUGAAGUUAGUUUAAGGUUGGAUAUCAGACGGACAUUCACUGUGGAUCUACUGGUGUCUUCUUACUCUUCAUAACCAGUAAUAGCAACAGCAGCACGGUCAAAUCUACUCGGCACCCUCGCUGUCAACAUCGGGUGUUGAAUAAGGGACCAUCAAUUAAUUACCUGUUUACGUUCUCAGAAAAGGCUGUUUUCCAUCAAUAGCUUCCAUGUCAUGUGACCAAUUGACCUAAAAUUGAUUUCAAAUAAUAGUACUUAUGCUGACCAAUAAGACACACAUUAUUUGAUCAAUUUCCCUUGUGCCGCUUAAGUUUUUCGUGCGCUCCUUACUUUUUCAACUUGGGAGCACAUGUGCCAACCCCAUCAGGAACACAUUACUUGCAACGUUGUGGAAGAACAUAGCAUUUUACAACAAUCCAAAACUAAUAAAGUGCUGAGGGACAUUGGCUGCAACCAGCUGCAUCAACUUUCAAAACAGCAGUCUGGUCAAAUUCAUAGUGAACAUGGAAACUUGAAUCAGUGCAUUUACAGAAGGGAAGUACUCUGUCACCCCCUCUCUUAUUGCCUGCAGACCUUGUGUGGUGUGUUACAGUUAAAAAGUGUAAAAUGGCAGAAAGCACCAAGACAUUGAUUGGUUUAUAGUGCUAACUGUUUGGAUAGUCAACAAAUAAACAAUUAUUUAAAUGAUUGAUAGACUGAACAAAGGAUGAAUGAUAAAUUCGCUCAUACUUAGGUAUAAGCGUUAAAAUAUAACAUUACUCCUGCAAACAUGAAAAAAAAAAAUCAAGUUGGUCAUAGUUUUUAAAUACAGCAUAAAUGUUUCAUUGUGUAGCGUGGUUACUAACAUGGUGAAAGUUUGGUAGGACAAAUGGAAUAAACAAAUAAAAUGGGGAAUAAGGAUGAGGUACUAGAGUAAAGAUUUAAAGGUGGGGAAGUGAAAAUUUAAUAUUUGCAAUGAGUGGUUCAGACUUUGGGCUGUUGGUUUGAAUGUCAUUCUUCAUUUGUAACAGAGAAGUCCAAUGACCCUACCUUUUAGGAAGUUCCCAUGCAUUACUGUCAUGCUCCAGUGAUAUACAAGGUCUCCCAUACACAUUUAGCAGACAGCUCUUUUCUCUGCAGUUUUGAGGCUGAAAUACUCUUGGACGUCAGAAGUUUUGGACUCGGUGUGUAGUAUUGAGCUCUGCUGUGUUAAGGAAGAACAAGAGGGGUCUCUUUUUUUAAACCACAGAAGUCCAGAAAAUAAUGGAUCGUGUGCACACAAUAUGAAAACACAUGCAAAGACAUCACUAUCUGUAGUGUCAGCAAUUGAACUUGUUGGCAUCUACUUUUGCAUUCAUAUUUAUGUAAACUGUGGAGACUACCAUUGCACCCAUAUUGGAAAUCUGGUUGUGGGCAUUGGUUUUACAUGAAUCGAGGAAGAAAAUCUAAAAGUGGUUGGCAAAUAUGCCUCAUGAUUUCAUGAAUCCCAUUUCAAAGAGCACCUCAAACGUACAACCCCUUUUGUGAGUCCAGGUAGCGCUCUUUUCCCUUUUUUUUUUCAUUGGUUGGCAAAUAUGGUUGGGCAGAUAAAACAAAAAAAAAAAAAAAAAAAAAACUUGAGCAGCAUGCUCAAGUAUUCAUUGUAUGGUACUUGCUUCUUCCUAGAGGCUAAACCUGGGACUCAAUGGCUCACUAUUAUCAAAUCAAAUUUUAUGUAGCGCCAAAUCACAGCAGUCAUUAUCCCAAUACGCUUUCCAAAAAAGAGCAGGUCCAGACCAUGCUCAUUGUUUGAUAAAAUUAUAAUAACUAAUAACUAUUAUCAAAUUCAGUCAACACAACAGCUACUGCCAUUGGUGCAUGCCAGAUUGUCUCUUUGCAAGUUCUUCUGCUGCAUAGACUUUCUUCUCUCAUCUUCAGGAUGAGGCCUUUUCAGUUGGUGAAAGUAUUUGUCAAUGCUCAUCUGUGUGAGUGAACAUCCAACAUCAGAAAUCAAGUGUUUAGAUCGGUGCUACCUUCCAUCAAUGGAAAAUCCUAAUAACAAAUUUAUGUUUGAAGACUGAUGCUUAAGUUGCCAGUUAAGAGAAUGUUACUUCACUUAAGGUGACCUCAGUUUACAGAUAAAGUAUGUCUCUACAACAAAAACAAAUUCAUGAUCACUAUCUUAUGGCUGAGCUUGUAAAGCAAUGGUUAUUGAGAUGAAAUAAUGAAAACAUCCCCACGUUAUCUAUUAAAAUUUUUAAUUAUUUGCAUCUGUUGUGGAGGAUUCCAUCUUCAUAAUGUAAAUCUCGUUUGGCUCUUGACAGCCACUGUUGCCUCUGUGACAGGUUAGGUUUGCAAAGAAACCUCUUAUUCGAGAAUCCUAGUGCGAGAUGUCGCUAAAUACCCACAUUCUAUAGAAGGGUUUAACAGUCUGCGUAACUCCCCCCUCUACUGCAUGUUGUCUUCAGAAAGAGAGUAGCAAGAGAUUAUGUAUUGUGCUGUUGGUUACACAAACUAUUCUGAUAACAACAAAACGCGCAAGUUGUACUAAACCAUCAACUCGCACCCAUUUCAAGGUAAACAAGAAUGUAUUUGGUUGCUAGCCAUCAGAAGAGUCAUACUCAUAGACUGUAUAUAGAAUGGACAGAGUCUGCCUCCUUGCUGGAUGAAGCCACUCCGAGAACAGAACCCUCUGUUGACAGGCUGCAGUAUAGGUCAUAAAUCCCGCCUCCUCCAGCAAUCCUUAUGGAGCUGUGGACAAACUUUAGAAAUGUAUUACAGAGAAUAUAGAAUUUUCUCCCCCCUGCUUGCGGUGUUAACAUGUAGUUAUUGUAAGACUGGUUUGUGCUCGUCUUCUUUUUUCUGUGAAGCUCCAUUUUUAAAAGUUUUUAGGGGGUUCAUGUUUUCUAUGAUUGACACAUGAUACAGCCUACUGGCGUUCAGGGGUUGCGUAACUCACCCGGGGGAUACGCUGUUUGAGCCGAGCGUCAUCACAGCGACUCUCGGCGACUCUCCCGCCAUGAGCUGGCGGUCCAGAGUUUUUUUCCGAUAUGACGUAGUUUGUAAGCAACAAGCCUUUUGUGGGCACUAGUGAGAUAGCAAGAUUCCUAUUCCAAGUGAAUGGAGCUGCUGAAAACAUGGGGUGGUCUCCAUAUUUGGAGCUUGAUUGUGAUGUCAUACUUUAAAGUAGAAAUGUGGUUUGAACUCUGACCUUUAGAUGAGACCCGAACCGAAGAUUUCAAUAUCUCUUUCGGUUUUCCUACAAAGUGAGUUUGUUUGGGCCAAUCCUGUUCUAAGCAGACAGAGGCUCAGUGAGGCAAAGUCUGUGUCACAGGGGAGCUGCAGGUGCACUGUCACCAUGGAGACGACUCCCAUUCAGAGCACAGGGCCCGCCCACCUGGUCUUGAUUGACAGCUGUCUUCCAGACACCACAACACAGAGACAGCCGGAUUGCCUUGAGUUUCAAGUCAGAUUCAUAACAAAGGCCCUAAAUCAUCAACGCUUUGACAUAUCAACACCAUAUUAGACACGUGCCCUCACAACCCCACUCUGAAGACAUGUCCCACUCUGCAGUCGUCUUGGACAACCCCACCAUCCCCAAACAGGAAAUAGCCCUUAACGCAUUAAUGCCCUCUUGUAUCUCCACCCAAAACAUGGCCUAAAUAUGAGUAGCAGCGAAUUGGCAAGCGAGCAGGCUUUCCAAUUUGCUGAAAUUUUGCCAAUUCAAAAUUUCCCUGGAAUUUUCUAGUUUUGUAAUAGUAUGUCCUGUCAAUGUACAGGCAUGUUUAGGCGGGACCAAAACUCAUGCAUUAUGAAGUGUGGCAUAUCUUCUUCUUUGGUUUUAUUGGCAGAGUUACGAUGCAUAUCGCCACCUACUGUACCAGCGUUGUAAUGAAAUGUUACACUCACAGACUGUCUGAGGUAGCGUCCAUCGCAGAAGAAUCUAUUUGUGGUAAGCCGGCACAAAUAAAUGAAUGUGUGGGAAACACUGAACAAAGUUAAAGACUUAACUGACACUAAAACACAUCAGAGGUUUAUUAUACAUUAUACUAUUAUUGGAACAAUUUGUUGUAUGUAUUUAUUACAACAAAUUGUUCCAAUAACAGAGGAGUCUGUCAGGAAUGUGGACUUGUGUGUAUCUGGUUUUAACACGGCUCCUUACUGGAUGACAUUACAUCUGAAGUUGAAGCAGGUUCAAAUGUUGUGGCUAGCCCCUUCUUGGGUAAAUUCCUCUUAGACUAUCUGACUAAUUGGUCUUAACAUACAACCCCCAUACAACACAAUAACCACUCUACACUGCUGUAUAGAAUCAUAUUUAAUGAAAGAAUAUACAACUUUCUUUGUAGUAAACCUUAACACUAGGGUAGGUUAAACUAGGUCAACAGCUGUCAUUACUCCCUGGAUCAUUUAGCAAUGAAAUAAUUUUCAAAAACAGAGGUUGAAUAAAGCCCUCAUUGUAGAGUCCAAAUCCUGUUUGAGCUGUCUUAUUAAACCACAGUCACAUUUCUUGGAUGCAUGCAUCAUGUGCACUGAGCUGCAGAGUAAAGGAUGAGUGAUGAUGAGUGUUUGCCUUCAGCACUGAUGAAUCUCUCUCUCUCUGUUUUCUAGGCUAGCUGUGUGCGUGCUGACCUCAUGGUGUAACAGGAGUAAAGAUGAGCAUUAGCAGUGAUGAGGUCAACUUCCUGGUCUACAGAUACCUACAGGAGUCAGGUAUCCUUUCAACACCUUGUGUUCAUUCUGCAUACAUUUUUUUUUCCUCUUUGUAAAAAACAAAUUGUAACUGGUAUGCUGCAGUGGUAAGCUUUUAAUGCUUUCCAGUGUUCAUAUACGAGGCAAUCCUGCCCCCCCACACCCCCCACCCUACCCACAAUUAAAGCCACAAUUCAAUGAGUUCUUCAUUGUGAUUUAGUUUUAUCUGGAAGCUGUUGCAUGGAUUUUGGAAAGUCAGAAACACAAUGAACACAAGUCAACAAAAGUGAUUUUUUAUAGGUGGUCCUUAUGAUCAGAAAUGUGGGUUAACAUCUUUUUCAAAACGAAGGAAGACAUCUGGUCUUGAGGAAUGCAGUGAUGAUGAGAAAUAUUGCAGUUCCUCGAGAGUCUUAUUAAGGCAAGAACCAAGAGGACCCCAUUAUCAGCCAAGUUAAAAGGCCUUUCUUUUGAAGGAAUAGACACAUUUACAGCCAGUUGCACAAUAUGCUUUUGGUCUGUUUGACUGCUUUUCAAAAGAUCUACUUCACAAGAAUAUCUUGCAUGAUGUGCAAAUGUUUAAACAUGUUCAAAUUUUGCAAUCAUAUGUCUGAUGGCCUUUUUCCAGGCCUUUUGCAAAGGUCCCGCUGUGAAUAACAAAGGUAGACGGGGUUGAAUACUUGCUGUUGCGCUGCAUGAGGGGUUACAUUUGAAGAAACAGUCUCUGCACAAUUUUAGUAUAUCACUGGCAAGUUUAUUGCAAUGUGCCAAGCAGCUAAAAGCAUCAAUCCAGGGUUUCGAAGCAAGUAUGGAAAUGUAUGGAAAAGUAUGGAAAUAAAUGUGAUCAAUUUCCAGGUCUUAAAAAGUAUGGAAAAAUAUCUUUGUUUCCAGACUAUUACCCCAGUUCUAAAAUGCUGUUUUCUAAAAUAAAAAUUAAGGGUAAAAAGCAGGGUAUGGAAAAGUAUAGAAAUUCUAACUGUGUAGGAACCCUGUUAAUCCUGUGUCUCUACCAGUGUCUGUGUGCCUCAAGCUAUGUUGGGUUAGCUCUUCAAAUAUGCAGCAGCCAUCAAUUGACCCCAGACUUCCUCCUCUAAAACCCUUGAGUUGCAUCACAUAGACUACAUCCACUCCUGACACAGCCUGUGAGAUGAAGCAGCCAUCCGAAAGCUGCUUGUCAGUUUGUUGGAUUGGCAAAGACACAUCAGUCUCUCCAUUUGUGUCGUUUGUCUGAAGUGCAAAACGCAGAGUUAGUAGAACAGAAGUAGUACAUCCAUUUAUUAGAGAUUGACUAUGUCUUUAAACCGAUGGUCAGAAAUAAUAACUCUGAAUACUGAGAGGAGCUGCCAAAAUUGGACUGAAACUGUUCAUUCACCAAUAAUGGCUUUUCUGUCUUAAAUUCACUUUAAUUUUUUAUUGCAUAAUAUGCUUAGCAGUGACCGUUGGCUCAUAUGAAGUUUGAAAAUCCUAUUAUGUUUUUGUUUACUGUAUUAUUUUUAUUACCCAAUGGAGACAUAGUUAUUGAUAUUCAUGAAAGACCUCCCCCAGUGUCACAACACAAAAAGUUUCCCCAAAAUAUUAAAACUAAUUUCGUAACUCUCAAAUUCUGACAGUGGAUGUUAUUUUUCUCCUCCUCUCAGGGUUCUCCCACUCAGCUUUCACAUUCGGUAUAGAAAGUCACAUCAGCCAGUCCAACAUCAAUGGUGCUCUGGUUCCCCCUGCUGCUCUCAUCAGCAUUAUCCAGAAGGGCCUGCAGUACGUGGAGGCUGAAGUCAGCAUCAAUGAGGUGAGACGCUGAUAAGAAUAACCUCCAAACUCUCCUCUUUCCUCCUCUCUUUUGCUCCCUAACCUUGCAGCUGUCUCUUCUACUCCGUAGGAUGGCACAUUAUUUGAUGGGCGGCCCAUCGAGUCUCUGUCCCUGAUCGAUGCUGUGAUGCCUGAUGUUGUUCAGACGAGGCAGCAGGCCUACAGGGACAAAAUGGCCCAGCAGCAGGCUGCUGCUUCAGCACCAGCAUCGGCCACUGGAGGCAGCAUAGCUGGCAACACAAAGAAUGGGGAGAAUACUGCCAACGGGGAGGAGAACGGAGCCCACGCCUUAGCUAGUGAGAUUUAUAUAUGUAUAUAUAUAUAUAUAUAUAUUCAUUUACUAAAAGGCCUGCAGUGAAUAAUAAAGACCUGCAGGGUUGCAGCAGGUUGUUAGCUACCAUCACUGACAAAGCAAGGGUUCAUAAUGUGCAUACUCUUAUUUUGAACUUAGUGGUCAACUGGAAAAAUUAUGAAGUAAAUCUAGAGUUAAGAUUUUUUUUUAACCAACAGAUUUUUUUGCAUCAAUUACAUAUUGUAAUUUCACUUAAGCCAAUUAUAGCUGCGAUGAGGGUAGUGUCCUCACAAAUCUAUUGGUCAUGUUUCCCAUGGGCCAUUCCUUCCUUUUUAACUUGAAACUCUUUGCUUAGACAACCAUGCAGACCUGAUGGAGGUCGAUGGAGAUGUCGAGAUUCCUCAGAACAAGGCCAUGGUCCUGAGGGGUCAUGAGUCAGAAGUCUUCAUCUGUGCCUGGAACCCAGUCAGUGAUCUGCUGGCAUCAGGGUAAGUCACAUUUCCUCUCCUCUGAGAUAACUCUCCCACCCGCAGUUAAUAUGUACCCACAUUUUUGGUCUUCACCCCUUCACAGGGACUAAGGGUAGUCUGAAUUAUAGCUGACUACAGUAAGAUCAUAUCUAAUAGUAAUAAGAGCCAAAAUAAGACAGUUGGUUUUUCACGUUUAUUUACUUUGAACUGGGGCCAAUAUCCUGUAGAUAUCUCAUAUUAACCUCUAUUGACCUGCUGUGAAAAUAUGAUGAUUGUAAGUUGUCGGUGUAUGGAUUUAAGCAAAUUCUAAUUGAACACAAUAAAGGAUGGACCUGAAGUUUUGUACAUUUACAUUCCUGCAAAUGUUGUGCGCAACAGCACAACAGCUGAAUUCAUACUGUUGGAGUUGGUCUACCAGUCAUAAUUUAUUUAUAUUUACAGUACAUUUGCAAGCUUGAUGGACAUGACAUUCUGGAAAAUAAUUGUUGCAAUGCAUUUCUGAUUACUUGUAAUUAGAGCUGUCAGUGAUAAUACAUUAAUUGAGAUUAAGUGAUGCCAUAAGAAACGUAUGUGUGUGUGUGUGUGUGUUUCUCAGGUCUGGUGAUUCGACGGCUCGUAUCUGGAAUCUGAGUGAAAAUAGUACAAGCAGCUCCACGCAGCUGGUCCUGAGACACUGCAUACGAGAGGGAGGACAGGAUGUCCCCAGCAACAAAGACGUCACCUCGCUAGACUGGAAUGUAAGCACACACACACACACACACACACACACACACACAUGAUGUAACGUGAGUCACACUCCAUGGCUGCAUCCAUUCAAAAUGUGGAAGCUGGUCAAAGCUGUGGGACUGGCAGAAAUAUUUCUGAAUAUCAAAGUGCUGUUUCAUGAUGAUGGAGCUGCCUCAUGACAUACUUUUUAAUCAGCGUUUUUGAUGUCCAUCACAUGACAGUCACAGUCACAGACAACAAAAACAAACAAUUCAUUGAAAUGCUCCCUGCAGCACCAAGGCAAACUAGGACAAACUGAACGUCCCAGAGCGCUCUGAACAUCACUGUGGAUGGUGUCUAACAGUUGAAGUGUAUCAGAGAAUGGAAUUUUCCUUUAGUCAAGCCAGUGGAUUGUAAACCUGAGCCAAGGGCAGAGGCAGAAAUUUCCUGGACAGCAUCCAUGCUGAUGGAGAACACAGAACCCUCUUAUGAUAGCAGCUGAAUCACAGUAAAUGUCCAUUGAGCCAGGACUCUGAAAUGCAAAUCCUGCAACUGCAAAAGUAAGCUUAGCCACUCCUUAUCUUUUUGUUUUGUCUGACAGAGUGAAGGCACGCUGUUAGCAACAGGCUCCUAUGAUGGUUUUGCCAGAAUAUGGACAAAGGAUGGUGAGAUGGCUUUAAUUUAUUCAACAGAAAUGUGUGUGAUUUGCCCCUAGGAAACAACAUUAAGAUGACUGGUUCUUGAUUAUUUAAAAGUGUAUUAAGACACUGUUUAAGCAUGUUAUAAUAGAAACUCGCUGAAUGAUUCUGCCAUGUAUACUUGGAUGUUAUUUCUGGUGUUUUGACAACAUGCAUGCCACAUGGCUUUCAGUGUAAACAUGUAACAAUACUGCCACCCAGAGGCAGAUUUUCACACUGCAUACCAAGUCCUGGCUUGAUGUCCUCUUGUUGUUUUUCCAUAUCUGAUACCGACCAUUUUUGUUUGGCAUUGCAGGAAACCUUGCUAGCACACUUGGCCAGCACAAAGGUCCCAUAUUUGCCCUAAAGUGGAAUAAAAAAGGCAAUUUUAUCCUCAGUGCAGGAGUAGACAAGGUGAGCAAGGGUCUAUAUCCCAGCAUGGUUUUCCUAGGAAGCUAUUUGGUAUGCUUACAAACAGUGCUGUGUUUAGUCUGCAGUAGCUUUAACUUGACAUGGAUAUGUUUCUUGCCAGACAACAAUCAUAUGGGAUGCCCAUACAGGAGAAGCCAAACAACAGUUUCCUUUCCAUUCAGGUAGUACAUUUUUAGUUUUGGACCUGUCUCUUGGGACUAUGUGUGGAUUUUUAAUACAAUCUGUCUGUCUCCUCUCACAGCCCCAGCAUUAGAUGUGGACUGGCAGAGCAACAACACAUUUGCCUCCUGUAGUACAGACAUGUGCAUCCAUGUCUGUAAACUGGGACAAGACAGACCCAUUAAAACAUUCCAGGGACACACAGUAAGUGCCACGUCCUCAUCCUCAUUACUAAUGCAUGACGUUUGGAGGGCUUAAAGUCCCUGAACGGGUUGAAAUGUGUCACUCUUUCUCACUGAUCAGGUUUUUAAAUAAGAUAUUUGAAACAUACCUUGUUAUAGGUAUAAUGUAUAACUAGUAGUUUUACAUUUACAUUAAUUUUAAAGCAGUAUCUUUAGAGAAAAAUGGGAUAGCAAAAACAAACACUGAAUAUACGGUGAAUUGAACCUAGUCUCUGUUUUACACAUUCUGUCAUACUCUUGUCAUCCUUUUUUUCUCCAGAAUGAAGUAAAUGCAAUCAAGUGGGACCCCACAGGGAACCUGCUCGCUUCCUGCUCAGACGACAUGACGUUGAAGGUGAGCUGAGCAAAACCUGGUGAAAUAUUGCACACCUUCUGUAAUCAGUAAUACUGCCACUGCUGCCCUUGCAGUGAAAAUACUUGCUCAUGCAGCAUGGUAAUUUGUUCAUGAUGACAAGGGAUUAUUCAUCUCACCUGUUUUUUUUUUUUGUUUUUUUUUUGGUUUCUCCUAUAAAGAUGGCAGACAUUUGAAAAUAAGUAGACAUUGAAGUAAUUACAACAAUGUCCUCACCAAAUAUGCUCUUCUUGCUUCUGAUCUGCUUUCAAAAAAUCAUUUUUUUCAAAAUCACUAACCAUCCUCUCACUCAGGUUGCUGUAGUUGCUGCUUGUGCUCCAUGCUGAGCACACAUUCCUAAUUCAUGUCAGUGCAGAAAAGUCAAAGUUGUUCAUUUUUGCUUUUUCUUCUUUUCAGAUUUGGAGUAUGAAGCAAGACUCAUGUGUCCACGACCUGCAGGCUCACAGUAAAGAAAUCUAUACCAUCAAAUGGAGUCCCACUGGCCCUGGAACUAACAAUCCCAGUGCUAAUCUAAUGCUCGCCAGGUUAGCAUCAGCGAUAUCAUUGAUAUCCCAGAACAAAGCUACUUCCCAAGCCCAUCCUUGGGCUGCAGCAUGUAUGCAGUUUUAAGUUUGUAUGCACUUGUCUAACUUGACAAGCUCAGAUUGAGCUGAUUUUAUGCACAAGUGAAAGAGAACAAGAUUUAUGCAUUUUGUUUGUAUGAACAGUUUUCACCCUUGAGCUUUGUGUUGAAGGCAGCUAACUGUUAUGCACAUUUUUGUACACAGUAAUGCGCAUUUUCUUUAAUGUAGCAGUAUCAAAAGCAUCCUGACUUUUUAGGAGCCUCCCUUUAGCAAUAUUCGUCCUUGUCCUCUCUUCCCACAGUGCAUCGUUUGACUCCACAGUCCGUCUUUGGGAUGUGGAGAGGGGCAUCUGUAUCCAUACACUGACCAAACACCAAGAGCCAGUCUACAGUGUGGCUUUUAGCCCUGAUGGUCGGCAUUUGGCCAGUGGCUCCUUCGACAAAUGUGUGCACAUCUGGAAUACACAGGUAUAAGGAAGGGGAAGAGGGACACCUUACCUUAGCUGUGCACAGUAACAAUUGUUCUGGGAAGCCUCUUAACAAAACUUUUGUGCAUCCUGAAUACCUUCAAUUCGAGUUAUACAUCCUUUGUUGAGCAGGACUUUGCAGGUGUCACAAAGACUGCUCGUGACAAACAAGUGUAGUGCUGUGAAUACUUUCUGGACGUGCUGUAAGUCUGCAGCGUUGGUUAUCUUGAGGAUUAAACUACAUCUGUAUUUGAACCAUUGCUUAAAUCUUUAAAGGGUCCCUGAAAUCGCAAACUUAAAAAAGAACUUCAAAGUUCCCCUCACAAGCUCAGCCCCUUUAACCUCACUGUUUUUGUUUUUGCUUUCGCUUCAACUCACUUCUGUCAAAUGAGUCUCCCCCACCGCCAAACCACAGACAGAGGAGUCUAGAUUGGAAGUAAAGUGAAAUAUCAUUUAGCAUCUUAGGAGACAGAUCUGAAACUGACUACAAGACCAUUUGGAAUUUCCUCCUGUGGGACUAUUAAAGGAACAUCUUAUCUUACCACGCUGAACUCUGGACAAAGACAUAAUAGGUGGAGAGGUGUAUCACUGCUGCCCCCAUGUGGUCGAGGAUUAUUGCUGCAUUUUCAAAAGGCUCUUGAAGCUGUUGUUAAAGAACAGGUUUAGGAUCAACUUUAAGAUAAGAAGUUUAUUAAGUUGUUGGUGAGUGAAGCCCUGUGUUUUAUUACAGCCUACCAUGUUUCUCCCCCUUCUCACUCUCUGCUUCUCUCUCCUGUGCUGCAGACGGGCGCUUUAGUCCACAGUUACAGAGGGACAGGGGGAAUCUUUGAGGUUUGCUGGAAUGCAGCAGGGGACAAAGUGGGAGCCAGUGCGUCAGAUGGAUCUGUAAGUCCUCUCUGCACAGUUUGGAUCUGUGACUUUGACUGUAAUUGUUCUGUUUCCUUCCUUAAACUUGAUCUCUCCUCCUUUGCUCUAGGUGUGUGUAUUAGACCUUCGGAAAUAGUACUGCUGUUUGUUGGAAGCCAUGGACCGACCAUGAAUGUGUACAUAGCCAAAUGACUGUCCCUGCCUGCCCUGCGUACUGCUUUCGCUUACGAAUAUGGCCCCGCCCACCGACAGACAGGAAGCAGGAGGCAGGAAACAGAAACAGGAAGCAAGCACCCGACACAGCAGGUCCAAACACAGGGAUGAACAGAAGGACAGGCGGAUGGAUAAACGGGCAAAUGGAGGCGCCCCUCUCUAUCUGUGCAGACUCUUACAGAGAUGCAGAAGGGACGCCGAGGAAAAAAAGAAAAAACUCAGACAAAAAAAGUUACAGAUCCAUAUAUGUACCAAAAUUUGGAAGCUUUUUUUUUUUUUUUUUUUUUGAUCUUUAAACCAUGCUCAUCAUCAUCAAAAUGAAAAACAAUGAAAAAAGUGUUGAUCUUUGUUACUAGUUGGAUCUCAAUGUGCAGACAUAUCAACUUCUCCACCAUAAUAUAGGAUGGCACUUAGUUUUUUUUAAAUUUCAGAUCGCUUGUUUUAAUGUUUUUAUAUUUUUUAUCUUUGGGGAAGGGGCAGGGGCUGGCCGAGUCAGAGUUUUUUGAAUUGGAGAAAAAAACAAGCUCAGACAUGCAACCCAAACCGUGUCCUCGUCAUGAUUUCAAACCCGUACUGGACUUCUUUUCUUCAUGUAUUGCAGUAAUAGUUUCAGCGGUUGUGAGCGAGUCAGACAGUUGACUUCAAAAUGCAGUAAUUCAUGUGUCAUUAUCUCCAGAGGACAAAUCCUGGACUCUUCUUUGUACUACCACCCGCCACAGAUGAUGAUGUACAUCUGUUUGAAGAUCGGCCUUUCUGUGCACUAUUUGUUCAAGAUUCUUUGACCCACACUUCUCAUAUCUGGAGGUUUUGGGCUAAGCAGUUACCACCCGCCUAGAAAACCUUAACUUGAUGUUCUAACAUGGUUCACUGGGUCUCCUCUCAGAUGACAUGCAUAUUUAACUCAGACUCAACACAACACAAAUGAAUGCAGUUCAAAAAACCUUUGCAUUGCUUAAAGAGGCUUUUGUAAGUUUUCCUAAUAAAAUAUCAUUUCUAAACUGGUUCAUCCUUCGAGGCCUAGACCAUCAGGUUAAUAGUGCCCCUGACUCAGGUGGUCCAAAUGCAAACCACUCCCUUUCAAGUGUUGAGUAGCCUUUAAUAGGUCCUUUGAGUUGGUGUAAUAGGAAUGUCUGAGUGAUUGGAGCCUGUCAAUGAGGUUUUUUUUGCAUGACUCUUGCUGGAAAAGUCCAAUGUUUAUUAAGUACAUGUUUGGUUUUCUUUGUUAAGAAACAAGGGGAAAAAGUCACUUCAGAAUCAGAUUCAUUUUAAGGCUGACUCAAAUUCAGCUUUAUCCAUCAGAUAGGAGAAGUGACUUUCCAGUUUUACCACAAAGGUUUGACUGAUUUUAGAUCAUCAUGUAGCUGUGAGAAAUAUCUCUAGUAUGAAAUAUGUCAAAUGGAUGGGCUUUCCUAGUGUGAGUGAUACUGACUCUAUUGCAGCACAGGAAGAUGGUCUGGGUUAUUUCCUUUUUGACAUGCAGACAUUUGAGUACAUGCUCUAACAAAACAAGACUUUUUAUUAGAAGUGUUGGAGUCGAGGAGCCUGAUGUAAACAGGUCACUUGUCUUUUUUUAUUGAACUGAAAAGGCAAACCGUUCCAUUAGACUAAUGAGUCUGGUUCUGCCUUAGGUUUCUGACUGCCAAAGGGAGUUAAUAUCUUACUGCUGUAGCUACGUUCUUGCUAAUCGAAGGACUUGAUGUAAUAUGAAAACCUUAGCUGGGAUUGGGUAACUGGUUGAUUUAGAGCUAAAGUUUCAUCCGAGUUUGAAAUUGAAUGACAUGUUCGAUACACUUUAAAGGGAGUGGUUUACAACAUGUAUGGCUGUAUGAGGUUGACAGGCUGCAAAUUCAAAACUGCAAUACCCUGUUGAGGUAAUUAUUUACUCUAAUCUUUAAACUGUUUUUUGAACAAAGUCACUUUGCCACUUGGCUAAAUCUGGUCUGGUGAAUCUUGUGAUAUAUUUUUGAAUAUUUGAUGACACAAAUAUCUCAAUUUCUCUUGAGGAUUUAGUGAGGUUUGAAAUGCCAACAGGCUGUAAAGGCAGACUGAUCAUGUGAAGUUUCCUGCCUUUGAACAGACAGCACAAACUUGCUAAAAGUUACAGGUUCAUGUUCAUGGACACCAGUAAUUUUUCCCCUUGUUGAAUUCUACUGACUGAUCCAAGACCAGUCCAGGAAGCAGUUCCAACUUCAAAGCAAUAGGUGUACUUGUCAUGAUACACUACAUUUAUGCAGUCCAUAACCCAGUUAAAGCAGUAAAGGAUACAAAGUAGAUGAGGCAAUGUCCAAAGAAGCUACAGGUCAAGUUUGAAGUCUUAACACACAACGGUCUUGGUGAAUACAAACAGUUCAAAAGUGAACACAUUUCAAAUUAAUCUGCCCUCACUUUGGUUCUUCUCAUCACUAAAAUUCUGUCUGUGUGUUAUUCAGAAGUCCCUCAAAGAUGAGACUUUUUAUACUCUUUAAAGACAAAUUUAAAGUUACAUUUUUGUAAUUUCUUUUUAAAUUUGAAAAAAAAAAAUGUGAAUGGUUGAUUUAUUGGCAGUGUUAAUUGACAUGUUCUGUCAAUUUUAAAAGAUGUUUUGUUUUGUUACUUUGAUGCUAUUGCAAAUAGUUAAAGGUUGACCAUGUAAUGUAAGGCUCAUUGAGCUGUCAUUCUGAAGGCACCUUGUCUGGGGAGAGUUUCCUCACAAGCAAAUUACCACUAAAUUUGUCCGUGUUUGAAUAAAGAGAUGUUUUUUCUUUUUUUGGGAACCUUUCUCCCAAAAGACUUUCUCUUGAACUCCUCUUGGCUUACAAAGAAAGAGAAUUCAAAACGUAAGCCUUUAAAUGGAAUAAAAUUGUAUUUUUCAAUCAAGCCAAGACUCAAAGUUUCCUGUUUCCCCUUCUCUUUCAUCCACAGUUUGGAUUUGUUCAGAUAAUCUGCAGGCAGAUUUGAUUUUAUUAGUUGAACAUGGGCUUGAAUUCCUGUCUUGAGUGCAAACCAAAAGUCAAAAAUAAAAACCUCUCUUCCUUGAAUUUUAGUUGAAAAUACAUUUUUCCUACUUGCUCUUGGCAUCCCUGGGUUGUCUGCAAGCUUGUUCAAAAUGGGAGAGUGUAAGCAGUGAAUCGCCAUGACAACCAAAUGGUCAAAUGAGGCAGCUAAUUUCCAAUCUGCAGCUGCCCUAAAUCCAAAGGUUCGGAUAUAAAUUUAGACACAAAAUAGAUUGUCUUUGCCAGUGUUGCUUUGAGUGCUUGCAAUCUGGGACCAAGUCAUAAAAUGAACCUUGGAGUCCAGAGUCAGACUAAAAUCAUGAGGAACUACAAAUGAUAAUUUUUAGUGAUAAUUCAUAUCAAUCCAAAAACUAAGCAUCUGCCUGCAGAGCACCUCUGCUCCUGACAAGGUUUAGUUAUGAUUUCCCUCAUCAUAGAUGUAAUUUUUCUUUGUCCAUGGCCUGAAAAUAAAACAUUCUUGUAUACAAGUGAAUGUUUUUUCUCUCCUAAAUACAUGGCACUUCUGUUUGGCAACUUGAUGAGUCCUUGCCAUACCCCCGUCUGUUCAGCGCAGUUUGGGGUUGAUAUGAUCAGUUGCUGAGUCAGCCUUUAUCUAUGUCGCACAACAGAGUAUCCCUCUGAGCCCAGCAGCUUCUCUCCCAUUGGGUCCCCAGGUCUUUGUUUUUGUUUCUUUCUUUUUGGUUUUCAGCCACUCACACCACAUAAAAUCUGUUAACAUGUAAAGUCAGAUCAGUGAAACAAAAAAGUCCAGAAUAAAGUAUAUUUUGAUAAGAGUUUGGAGUCUUUAUUUGAGUGAAUGUGUGUGCACAAGUGUGUUUGUUCAAAUACUGUGUAUCAUUCUUGAUGUAAUAUUUGUACAUCUGUGACAAUCACAAGUUUAAACCAUAUGAAAAAGAAAAAGUAAAGGCUUUAACAACCUAAAUGAAAUGAAAGGGCUUCAAGUCGUUCAUGCUAACAAGCUCAUGCUUGUGCUUUUUGUGUUACACAGCAGAAGAAACUGAAGAGGCAUGCUUAUUUGUUUUCUGCAUAUUUGAAGUCAGAAAGAAAAGCUUUUCGGCACUUGUCUAUCAGAGGAGCUGCUACCAUCAGGGUUAUUUAUCCUCCAUAGGAAACCUCUCAGCAGCCUGUAGUGGUUACUGCAGAGUUACUGGAUUGCAGAAACCACAGCACAGAAUCAAAAGCUAAAAUAUGAAAAGACAGAUGAGAAAGGGACCAAAGUUCAUCAGAUGAGAGAAAAAAAAAAAAAAAAACAAUCAUCAGAAUCAUUCACACUUUCCCAGAGCAGACGGUUCAAGCAUCAAGGCUUUGGACCAUGAUGCCCCGGCUGGGAUUGGGUUGUGCUUUAUCAAAAUCAACAUAUCAAAAAAAGCAAUAAGUAUCUGAAGAAUGACAUUCUAGAGGCUAAAAAUAUUGAUUAUAGUAUUAUAACUUUUAGGAGAAUAAAUAGAGAGGUCCUGCUUGAAAAGGAACAUGAGCUCACAGACAAAUAUUAAUUAGUCCUUAAAUCUUUGUUUCAUCAUGGACACCUACACUGAGCAAUGAUUCUCAUUCUCAAGAUUGUCACUGUAAAAGCUGUCCAUGGUGCAAAGCUUUCAAGUUUAAGUGAGCAAAUUAAUAAAUACUAUCAUUCAAGUAAAGAUUUAUAUUCUGCAAAGUGCAUCUCAAGUCUGUGUUAUAGUUUUUCCAUUAAAAUUAUAUUUAUAUUUCCACAACACCAGGGACCAACUGCAUGUAGUCUAAACUCAGGGAUUCACCUCCUCAUUUUUAUCAGACUGCUGAGCAGAAACCUGAAUGUAUAUAUACAUGGCUCUGGUUUUCACCUGACUUUGACAGUUUCACAGACUGUUUCAUGUUUAUAACCUACCCUACAUUCAAUGCUAAGAAGAUCUGUCUUCAGUCUUGUUGUUGAGGUCCUAUCUCUAACCACUACAAUGCUAUUUUAGCCCAUACUAGCACUGGCUGAACUCUAGAGGGUAUAGAUGCAGUUUCCAAAUCAGCCAUUGUAAAUUAUAAAUAAUGCAAAUGCUCAUUCCAACACCUUGUAUACCUUUCCCCAUGUGCCUGAUGGGACGAUCCUGUGGUUCACAGCUGAGUUCAUUUUUGAUCUAGAAUAAAGGGAGCAGGCCACUGUAGUUGAAAAGAAAAAAAAAGACUCAUCAAAAAUAGUAAAAGUUGAAUGGAGUGCAAAAAAUAGCAAAAAUGUCCACCGAAGAUGGCUCUGGAGAGCAUUCAAGUUUAUGUUGAAAGAGAUAUUUCAGUGUCAAUUUAAGUUAUGGUCAAACACACCAUGACACUGAAUUAGACACCCCCUUGAGAGAUGAAUGUUGUCAUCUGCUUGCUUCUCUAGUUAUACCAACUUUAGUAGCGACUGCACAAUAGCAAUACACAGUGGUCUUAGCAGCCACUCGCACACCUCAACCAAAAAGCCACUUUAUAGCCACAAACAAUGCUCAGAACAGCACCUAACUUCAUCAACAGUACAUAUAGAGUCCCAGCCAUAGUACUAGCCACCAAACAUCUUUUUAGCUUUGCCUGUUUUUUUUUUUAGCAAAGAAACUUAACACAACUUACCCACUCUCCCCCAGCAGUCGCUUGUUUGCGAGGGGGAGCCC
Xyrichtys novacula (pearly razorfish) is the source of this 59628-nucleotide messenger RNA. The record is from the annotation of a GenBank genome assembly. NCBI's taxonomy places the organism in Eukaryota, Metazoa, Chordata, Actinopteri, Labriformes, Labridae.